Molecule: messenger RNA, 70298 nt
Organism: Podarcis lilfordi (Lilford's wall lizard)
Lineage: Eukaryota; Metazoa; Chordata; Lepidosauria; Squamata; Lacertidae
Source: the annotation of a GenBank genome assembly
GUGCCGCUACCUUCUGAACUAAGGUGGGUGGCUACAAGAGACAGAGCUUUUAUUUUGAACUUUUCCAACCUUCCUUGAGUUUUAAGAACCAGUUAAAAUUUUGCUUUUAACCAUUUGGUGAGAUUUGAAAUGGCUGUUGUUACUAAAGCUCACUGUCUAGUCAGAUUUAAUAUUAAUAAAUUAUUCUUCUGCAGCACUAUCUACUUAAAAGUCCUACUGAAUUCAAUGUGGUUAACUCCCCUCUAACUAGGGUGAGGACUGCAGUGUUGCUUUAUUAUCCGGUUGUUGCUUUUAUUAUAUGUUGUAAGCUCCCUGUUCAGUAUGCAGGAUUAAUUCAUUUUACAUAAGCAGAAUACUGGGAGAAGUAAAAGGUGUCUUCCCGUUUCCCACAUUUUGCACACUUCACAUCUCAGAUAUGUAGCAAACUAUAGCCAAACACCCUUUUUCACAUGAUACAUUUUACUGGUAUUUACCACCCCACAUAAGCAAAAUUUUCUUCCAAUAGUACAUAAUAGAUAUCCAAGCAAGUACUCAAGUCUUUUUUGUUCACUGUAACAAGUGUCCCGCUGUCCUUGGACAAACUUGAUUAGCAACCAGUCUUCUAACUCUAAGAUUUGCUUUGGCAAGCAGGGUCAUGUCAUCAAGUCAUUUGCUCUUUUAGGCUCUGGAUCAGGAAAGGCCAGAGGAAAGGCUUCCUUGGCUGCUGCACAGAGGACUCCUGAGUGACAGUGUCCAAGCAAGCAUAUUUCCACUUGCCUUUCAUGAAGGACAUGUUGUAUGGAUGGCUUUCUUGCCCACUGCUCAAACCAAACACACAUCCUAGCCUGUUUUUCCAACGGGGAAAAAAUUCACAGGGGCUUUUAGUGUUGCUUUUGGACAAAGCUGUUUCAAUGCCUUCGUCCAUCCUUAUUACCUUUCUAUACUGACCUAGGGCCUUUGCAGUUGCUGCUGGGCACCAGCGUGUGAGAGAGAAGCAAAAACAACGAUCCACAUUUUUGGUUUGGCUAAAAGAGGCAGACGGGCAACCAGUGCAUGCCCACACAUAAACUCGCAAGCCUUCCUUCUGAACAGGUGUUUGUUAGCAACGCCUGGGAGAUCCGUAUGGCAAACCCAUAUCGAUAUUUUGUUGUAUCUGACUCCCAUCCCUCGCCAGAAAGGAGGGCUGGAAAAUAUCACCUUGCUCACAAAAGCCUAUUAAGAGACAUUUCUUCCUGCUGCUGCAGUCGUUACGACUUUGUGCGGCUACGCGAGAACGGCCUGCCUGCCUGCCCUUUGGCGGGGAAGCCAUAACGCCCCGGGAGAAAGAGAAACGCAAGAACCGGAUUAGCUGAGCUGCCGUUUACCAAGCGGCCGCCACGGGCAGCCUAGCUUCGGUUCCUGCGCCCCGAAACGUACUUGAAGCCCUCACUUCCCCAAGGGCCUCUGACCCGAGUCGCCCCACACCCAAGAAGAGGAGGCGCGCGCGGCGCUCCUGGGGGCACCGUGCCCCAUUUCCUCAGGGAGCCCUUCGAGAAGCCCCUUGCCGUUUCCACUGCGCCACGGGGCAGCAGCAGCGGCCGCGUGGAGAGCAGGCGCCCCUGGCCCGGGCAACGGAGAACGGUAAGGGCUCUUACCUCAGAGCCGCCUCCUGACGCCCGCGCCGCCGCCGCCUCCUGCCCCUCUCGCUGCUCCUGUGCAGGACUCGGUCCGGUCCCCACAGCGCGGCUGCCGUCGACACACGCUAGCUCAGCUCUGCGCGCCGCCAUAGUGUGACGGUAAUACCCAAACAAGCCGGCCUACGCCGGAAGCGCCUCCCCUCAGCCAAUCACCGACCACCCUUUCCCGUGUCAUGUGACGCAGAAGAAACGCCCACCGCUUGGGCCCGGGUGAAGAGGCGAGUGAGGGAGCGAGCCAAGGACUCGCUGGAGAGGCGGCCGCGAGAGCAGCUUCGGACUACAACUCCCAGCAUGCCCUCUCGCCUUCCCUCCCGCCCGCAUUGCUUCGCGGGAGUUGUAGUCCAAAGCGCGCUUCCUUCUCUCGCUGGUAGCGGCGGGGUGCGCACAUGUCCGCUGCGGGAUGCCUUCCGCUCCUGAGGCGCUUUCUCAGCAAAGCGCCCCACUCCAGGCUGGGGUGAGUCCACUUCAUUUUCAGGAGUUGUUUUGUAAAUCCUGGACAGGCAUUCCGACGUUUCCUGAAGCUGGCAAACAUGGAAGGCUGGCGGGUGAAACCCUGGUCUCUCAAGGGGUGGGGCAAUUCAGUGUGAACACAGUACCGCGAAACAGCCUCAUUAGCCCUGCUUUAUCCAGGAAGAGAUGUACUUCGCAUUAAAGGAGUAGCAUCAGCAAAGAGGAGGCCUGGAGACUUAUUUUUAAGAUCACGGUUUCACUUCCACACUUUUAGAACAGUAUGCAACUAAGUUAGAAUAGAUCCCGGAAAUUAAUGGACCCAAGGGAGUCGUGUCCAUAUUUUCAGUGGAUCUACUCUAGGUAAGAGUAACUUUGGAUACACCCCUAGUGCCCAUCUAAUUUCAGCACAGUGUAGUAAGUGAACACUAACUUCAGUCUAGGUACUGUUUAUACAUCUAAAAUAAACAAGUUUUAUUGAAAGCAGGCAUACAGGGACAUCAAAUCCUUGUAUGUAUUCCUGUGCGUAAAUCAUACCCCUAGUAGUUGUUUUGGUAAGGGUGAAGAAUAUUACAGCCUAUAAGACAUCCUACAAGAUAAGUUAAGACUCAGCUUGGCUAUACCUGCUAAAGGAAAAGCCCCCACCCCCAUCCCAAGCCUAGUUUUGCAACCAGUGUGCCCUUUAAAGGAAAAACGUAAUUAAUCCAAUCUGGCAGUGUGUAACAGAAAACUCAAUCUGCAUAGAAACAUCUCUUAAUAAAUAUUUUUGGACUUUUAACAUUUGUUACAUUUUCAAAAAAAAAAUAGGGUGUCUAUUUUUAAAAUUGACAACACCGAUUACCACUUCAGAUAAAUUCUCUUCUAAUGCACAGUAUCUAAUUCAUUUUAUAUAAUGUUUCCAUUUUGUAUUAGCCUUCUAGUACAGUAGUAGUGUAUUAAACUAUAUACAUUAGCAUAAUGAUCCUCAGAAGUGCAGACUUCACACAAAGCCAAAUAACUUGCUCAUGUAUUACAGAGAACCAAGCUAUUUCCUGUAGGAAAACAACAGCUUACAGUAUUUAUGAUUCUGUGAAAUCUUUAUUUGGGAAUUAGUAAGAAAAGAUGUCUCGUGAAUUCUUUACAUCUGGACAUCAAGCAAAGUUAACAUUAUGCUUUAGCAACCAUCAUUUCAGUUACUAGUAACCAGUUUAUUCUCCAGCAGUUUGCUCAAAACAUCAAGUUCCUAGUACUUUACAUUUUAAACAAAGGCAAUAGAAGUCAAUUACUGACCCAAAGUUAGAUGCGUAGUCUCCUGCAACACUGCUAAAUAUAUUACCUUCCAUUCAGUUCUGACCCCUUUAUCCAGCUGUAGUGUUGUCUUGUCAGUCUAGGAUGGCAGUCAUAUUUUGACUUCUGAUUAUUCACACUAUAGUGUUCCUCCCACACCUUAAUAAACAUUUAACACUUAUGAGUAUAGCGCUACUCAACCACACCCACAGGCCAAGCCUGAAUUUCUUGCUACACUUUGGUUCUACUUUUUAACCUAUGCUUCACUCUAAAGUAUAUUAUACAUUUUAGCAAUUAAAUGAAGAGAUACUUUUAUCUUAAGCAGAAGAACUGAACUGUUUUUCUUCUAAAACGCUCUUGGAGUGCUUCUUGGAGUGAAAAAAUCCCAAUAAAGUAAGUGAACCCUGAGCCAGUUGAUGUGCCAUUUAUGUAUAUCUUGAGCGGUCAUUGUUUUAUCUGUCUAGUGACUAAAGUGAGGAAAAUUGAAUCACUGAAUUUUUGAUUAGCCACACCAUAUCAUCACUCUAAACCUUCACCGCUUUUGAUGUCCAGGUGCCGAGGUUCUGCUAAGAUAAAAAAAGCUAUAGACAAAGCCUGAUAACACUUUCUAAGAGAACAUAUGGUAUUAAGGGACUAAUACCUAGAUGUAUUAUGAACUUAUAUUUAUAAAUGAGCCAAAGGGAUCAAAAUAUUAACAUGACUUCCUAUUACUUGUAGGAAUAUGGUUAGAAGUUUUCAAUUUUCACCCCAGUACAGAAAGCAGCUCACAAAUUAUUUUUAAAAUUCACUUCCAAUUAUCCAGUUAACAUUUUCCAGCAACUUUUGUUGUUUCAUUAACUUUUAAAACUUGCCUCACAUGCCACUGGAUUAUUAACAGUAUUUUCAAAGAACUGUUUUUACACCCGAUUACAUAUCACCUGGAGUCCGUUCUUUCUUUCUUUCUUUCUUUCUUUCUUUCUUUCUUUCUUUUUUUCUUUCACAAAGAGCCAUUUUAUGCCUUAGAAAAGUCUCUGAAGCAAGUAUAAAAACGGGUUCACAUCAGUUUCCAAAAAACUUUUAUGCAAAGUGGUUAAUUUUCUCCUUGUAGCAUUUCCUCUAUUUCUUUGUCCCAGUUAUCAUCUCGUUUUUCUGACUCUGCAACUACUUCAUAUUCUUGAAGUUCUUGUUGUAGUUCCUUUUCCCAGUCUGCAGUUUCUUCUAAAAACAAAACAUACAGAGGUCACAGGACUGAAUAAAUGUUGCACUAAUUUAGUACUAAUUUUGCUAGUAAGGACUAGUCCACCCACACAACAAAGUGUUGUGUACCAGUUCAAACUGCAAGUAAGGGGAAAUCACAAUUGUUUAAAUACUUCUCUACUUUGUCAGUUUACACUCUGUUCUCUUUGGCAUUCACAUUUCCAAGCUUUCUUAAGCAUGAACGUGUAGAAAACAAACCUGUACAUCAAGAAAUUACUGCUAUAUUUUUGACUAAAAUAUCUUCCAAAUGCUAUGCAUUUGGGAAUUGCUGGUGUCCCAGAUUAUCUAAUCACAUGCAAGGCAUGCCAAUUGAAAUAAUACUCUGGAAGGGCCAGAGCUGAGCACAUACAGAAAUAAAACCCUUACUUGGAAGUAAGUUGUAUAAAAAAGCUGAUCCCAAAUUAGUGACAUCUAGAUUUCCUUUUCAACACUGUUCUUUUCCUUGGGAUAUGCACUUCCUAUAAACCUAGACAUCCAAGUACUCUAAAUCUGCAAAACCAGUUUCCUGCACAUACUGCUUCAGCCACAAUCCAGGAAAUAAAGGAUACUGCUGUUAACAAUUAUGGUAAGAUCCUUCAAGACUUCAGAAUGCAGAGAAGAUGAGCAGUGUUAAGAACAGGACGCAUUUCUAGCUUUGCUUAUUAUAAACCACCCUGUGAACUUUGGAUAAAGGGUGGUAUAGAAACUUACCAAAUAAAUAAAUAAAUCAAAUAAGCAAAUAAAGGCAUAAAUCUUACUAUUUCAGAUAGCCUAUCCUCAUUGGGUAAGGGGAUAUUUCUAAAGCUAUUUUUGAUUCAAAUAUGGAAUAUAUUUACAAAUAUACCCAUAAAGAGAGGGAGCAGAAUUUGCAAAAAAAAAAUUUUUUUUAUUUUUUACCUUCUACUAUAGUUGUUUCCUUGCUCUUGUCAAGUACAAGUUGUUCAAUCUCUUUCCUCAAAUCUUCCCGAUUCAAGCUGCAUGCAUCAAAAGCGUCACUCACAAAUUCUGAUACACCUGGGCUAGUUGAAAUUUCUUCUUCCUCCUUAAAUUGGAGAUGAGAAAGGAAGGAAAUCCUUAUUUACAGGAGAUGGUGAAGGAAUUUAAAAGUGUGUAUAUAUAUAUACUAAUAUCGUGGGCAUUUCUCCUUAAUGUUAUGCACCGUUUCCCUAUAGUGAAAGGGAAAACAAUGAGGUCACAUGCACAGAAUCUCUACACAGAACAAAGGCCUAAUAGGAAUUUGUAAAAUAGCUUAUCUUCAUGAGAAUCACCAUGGCAGGUAGAAGGGAUAGACAAAGUCAUUUUGCCCUCAUUUUCCUUCUGUAUUGCUUUCUUAGGAGAUAUGCAAUGCAGCAGAAAGCAUAAGUCAGAUGUGGAGAAUCUCUGGCCCUCCACAUGUUGCUAAGCUACAACUCCAUCAGUCCCAGCAGACAUUGUCAGGGAUAGUGGGAGCGGUUGUUGGCAUCCAUCUGUCUCAAGAGACAAUGGAGUGUGACUCUGGGGAUGAAGUCAAACCGUUAGCAGCACUGAAGUGACCUCCCCAGGGUGCAAGCCUGGGCAGUGUGCUCGAAGGUCCUGCAACAUCUGGAGGGUCAAAGGUUCCUCAUACCUGGUGCUGGCCAACAUUACAAAAACAGCUACCUUUGUUUUCCAGCUGGAAAAUUCAGCACUGAGCUAUGCCCUUGCACUAUUCCUUUCCACGAUCCCAUCCCACAUCUGGCAUUAAUGGUAUAAAUAAAAUACUUGAAUCAACCAUAGUAAAGUGCAAAGUUUCCCAAAGAGAGGAAGUGCUGUGAUACAGGGUUGGGGAAGGGAAAAUUGCACUUUAGCUGCUCAGCUAGAACUUGCCAAUCAUAGGCAAUCACUUGAUUAAAAGGGUGACCUCCUUUGCUCAGGAUUCUGAAGGUCCUCACACAGCCACCAUUCUAAACCUUGUUUCAGCCAAAUUCUUGAUUCCUCCAGUACAUUUGUUUAAGGGCUUUUUGUGAAGCAGUUUUGGAGUUGGCCAAACUAACAUGCAUCUAAAAAACUUAAAGUAUAAAAAAUGGUUAUGCUGUAAAUACACAUAUUAAUCUUAACUGGAGAAUAAUGUUACCUCUUGAGGCUUUAGCUGAGAUUUGAUCGCUACGGGUGGUGUCUUUGGUCGUACAGUUUCUAGGAAAAAGACAGAAAGGAUAGAAUUUAGAAGAGCAUUUAAAGCUUAAGUUGUGGCUGAGUGAACAGUGACUCAAACAUAACAAGCCAAGUACAAUACACUCACACACUUCCUCCCCUUCCUCUUUCUCUCUUCACGCUAAGGAUAUUUAAAGCUUCUGCUUCUGAUUUGUAACAAGCUGCAGCUUCCCUUUAUGAAUAGGUAAAAUUGUGGUUUGUACAAGCCAUGUUAUCAAGUUUGAUUUUCUGGUUUGUUAACUAUGGUUGAACAAAAUGUAGUUUGAAGCUUUUUGGUCAGUUUGCAAUGUCUUUGCUUUCUUUUUUGUGGAAGAGAAAGUGUGUGUGUGUGCAAAUUCUGUGCUUGCUGCAGCUCAUAUGCAUAUGCAUGAAUUAUUCCACAAUUCUUGACUGGCCUCGAUAGCUGAAAUGGAUUUUGUCGUUGCCAGGAGCUACCCAUCUCCUUGUCCCUGGCCUUAUACUGUGCUAUAAUGUGAGAUUAGAGAUAAUACUCUGCUUCCACCUCAGGCUCCAAAUUUGGAGCCUUGGUAGUUUGACCUUGUGCUUUCAAGGCACUCCUUGUGUUUCAGUGCAAUGGCCAAACCACUCUAUCUUCCUCCUAGCCUUAGAGCUAAGGAAGGAACAAUGAUAAUCCACACCCCCAUGUUCAGCUCCUGAGAUAAAAGGCUAGGGCUUCAUCCCCACCAAAAGGCAGCAGGACAAGCUUUCAUGAAGAGCAAAACUCUCUACAUGAAACUAUUUUUAAUUCUUAACAGAGAAAGUAAUAUAACUGAAUAUUGUGAAGAAAUUGAACUAUAGUCCUGAACUUGUGCUAUAUUGUGGAAAUAUGUAUCUUAGAUUGCUCUUCCUCAAUAAGAAUAUCUGUGGAACUAUAAUGGAACUAUUUUGCUUGUUCUCAGAUGGUUGAAGGCUAAUAAUUUAUGAAACUUCCACCAUAAGAAAUGUUUAAAAAGUGACGGAGGGAGAAAGUCUGGAAUGUGCAUUUGUCAGCCAGGUGAGAAAGGAGUCGCCACCCAACAUAGUGAAACAAAUCUCUACCUGCUAGCUGUCUGUCCUCUUGGCUGCCAUUCUGCUCUUUCCUCACGGCUUGCUGUUGUGCAGCCAGUGCUGUGAGCUGUGCAGACUGCUUAAUCAGGGAGACACGGUAAAAGUAAUUCCUCCAAAACACAUCUUCUUUUACACUGGAGACAACAAAAUAUAUGGUUUUGAUAACUACGCUAUAUAAAUAUAACAUGAAACAUGCAUGCAAGGUGGGAGUUUACUGUAUGCAUAGUGGAGGGAUGAGUGGAGCAGGAGAUCUGCUUCGGUUUCUUCCCCGCAAAGCAGCUCAGAAGAGCUGUAGGACCUUCCAGAACAGUAUGAGAGAUGGCAUGGAAAAAGGGGGAAUUGACAAAAAUCACUUUUCCUACUUUCCCACUGGAAGCCUCUGCUGGAUUGGAGUUUGCAGGUGGGCAUAUCUGGAUCCAACCUGAUGGCUAUAAACCUACAUAUAUUUGGCCAGGAAUAAUUCCCAUUGGACUAAAUGGAACUUGCUUUUGAGUAGUUAUGCAUAAGGUUGUGCUAUGAGCUUACACUAAACAAUUACUAGCUCUGACAAAGAUAAAAUAAAAUUCCUCAGAGGUAGGCGUAACAGUAUUUGGCAAGUUAGGUUUCCAAAAAAACAAAAAACAAAAAAACACGCCACUGAGAAAUAAUUUAAUGUUUAGGUUUAGACUGUGACUUAAAUUUCAGAAUAGAAUACCAUGAACUAUUUAUUGUCACAUUUUAAUGUACAAAUGGAAACACAAUAUUAGUAAAUAUUGCAAGUUACACAAAGCUAUUAUUUUUACUCAGACUUAAAAAAUUGUUCAACAGCUUAUGAAAAUAUAGGCAGAUCACUCACUGCUUUGGAACAAGAUCAAAUCUCAUUCUGUUCAGAAGUUCAUCUUCUUGGAGCAUUACCAAUGCCACUGGAUACAUCUGAUCAAAGUCAAAAUUAAAUUGAACCCCAGCCGGUGGGUCACGCAGGAAGUUUCUUCGGUCCUUUGCAAAAAAAUAAAUAAAUCCAUCUGUCAAUGGUGAAAAGGUUACGCUUCUGUUUCCAAAGAGCACUUGUCAAUCAAUUACUUUGAAAAGUAACUGAUAGCACAAGCAGCUCAGCUAGAUACAUGGGGAAACACCUUUCAAUAAAAGAAGUCUUUAUAUCAUCAAUUAGCAUGAUCUCACUAAAUCCCAUAAGCAGUUUUAUUAUUUAACACAUUGAUGCCUCAAAAUGUAAAGUACUGUUUUAGGUAGGCAAAGAGGAGGAGGAAGAACCUUAAACAGAAACAACAUAAUACUACUUACUGCUGAUAAUGCCAGUAUUUGUUGCUGAAUUGUUUCUUCUUCAUUGCUGUCUACCCAAGGAGGCGCAGCUGCUUCUGUAAGGAAAAGGGGAGCACAUGUAUAUUGACAUGUGAACUACAGGCAUUUUUGAUUGAAGAAGGCCGCUUGCCAAGAUCUGUGACAAGUGUUCCCAACUAAAUUUCAUUUUAGCUGAGGGAAUUAGGAUGCUCCAGAUGUCCCCUGGCAGUGUGUGUACAUGUGUCUGCUGCCACAGAGAUCUCUGCUGUGCUAUCUGAAAGCAUAGGGGAAUGCAUGCUACUACUGCCAGUGUUCCCACUGGCAGAAAGAAAUCACUGUUAAGGCUCCAAAACAGGAAGCGGCAGUGGUAGGACAGGACCUGUGAUGGACCCACUAGAUCCAAAGCUGGUUCAUUUCCAAAAGAGGGACCCAAUCUAAAUACCUGUGCUGUGCCGGCCUGCAACAAAACCCAAAACUUUUACACCCUGGCUACCAGGGCUGCAGAUGCAGCAGGGAUUCCAUUGCCCUGUGUCUUCCCAGCCCUGGUUAAGAUUACGCUGUUAUGCAUUACCUGAUUUCUUUGUUUGCUGCUGUUGAACAAAUUUUUUCUGCUCCUUCUGAAAAUCUCCUAUAAUUGUCUAUAAGAAAAAACAAAGUUAUAUAUAGAACAGCAAUAAAUUUGCCAGACUACUUGGGUUCUCACUGUUGCCAACAACUUAUUUACAUGUAAAACUGGAAUCUAUUUGUAUUGCCCAAAGUUAACCAAAUUCAUAUCUGUAACAAGUAUAUAUCAGAUCCCAAUAGUAAACCCAAAUACUUGCACAUUGUAUAGUGACUUGAAUGUAACUGCCUUCUAUACAAAGGUUUAGAUCCAGACUAUGCAACUCCAUCCAUGCAGCCCUCUUCUGGAGGAAGGUUGGGGAGGCUAUUUUCAUAUAUUUGCCCUGCUGCCACCUGAAAAUCUAUUCCAUAGGACAGGAGUAUGUCCUGGUACAGCAUGGGAGAUGGCACAGAGGGCUGUAGGGGGAAUUGGCAAAAGAGUCUCUACCCAUCUUUCUUCAGCAGGAACCUCCACUGGAUCUUGAUCUCUUGCUUUCAUGAAAGGAGCUCUUCCAUUCAUGAAAGGUGGGUCUGGAGCCAACCUAAAGAACUUGAGGCUGAGUACUGGGAUACCUCCACAUACCUUCCUCUCUUAACCUGUCAGACACUGCCCCUUUUCUUCUACCAGCAUAAUUAUUUGUUAUGAUAUAGGUAUGAGAGGAGAGGAAUAACCAAUAGUAUCCCAUAAACUUUCUUUAAAAAAAAAACCUUAAAAAAUGUGCAGAGUGUGUUCGCAAGCUGUGAUUGAACAAACUGGGAAUUUUCUGUUGUCUCUGACAAAAACUGCUAGAAGACCCAAUGCAGUUCUUCUAAUCUUCUGAGCUAGCAUAGGGACACCUACAGCGGUCAGUAUGCAGGCUCAUGUGUAACAGGCUUCAGAAACAAAUAAUAGUUUGAGGGCAGGUUUAACUGGCUGCAUAGAAGAGAAACAUUAUCAGAUCUCUUUUGUUAAUCUUUAUAUCUCUUAAAACUGUUUACACAAAGAAAUUUGCAUAUUGUUGACAAUAGCUUUCAAAUAUAAUACUCAAGCCAUGUAUCUCUGUUUAAUAAGCUGAGACACCUUUUGCUCAUCUACGCGGUUCCUUCCUAGUGUGAGGAAACCUACCAGUUUCCCAUUUCAUCCACGCAGGAAGCAAUGGCUGCCACAUUUGAAUAGGUCAGGAUAUUAAAACAUAUCUUAAUAUGUUUAAUUUUAAACCUAGUUUAAUAUCCGGAGUUUCUUGGAAUCUGGUAACCAAAGCUUCCUAGUUUGGAUGAAAUCAGAAGCUAUAGUUAAUUAGAGGCCUUCUGGUUUGAUUGUUUGUGCUAAAAAGGAGCUGUGUCAUUGGGAAAAGGUUCACUGACAUUUUGGUUUAACAAGUCAAUGAUGGUCAGAUCUGGGUCUGUCAUGUCAUAUUUGCUGGAAAUGACUACUCUUAUUUCUAAUAAAACAUCAUGGAGAACCUUAACUGCUACCGCUGUGUGUAGUUUUAAAACCACAACACAUCAAAGGUUCUCAUUCUAGACUGGUGUUUCAAGAUUUGGUGCCUGCAGACUGUACAUUACAGUGGUGCCUCGCAAGACGAAAUUAAUUCGUUCCGCGAGUUUUGUCGUCUUGCAAUUUUUUUCGUCUUGUGAAGCACGGUGUCGGGAAAGUUUUGGAAAAGCUUCAAAAAUCACCAAAGUCUGAAAAAACCUCAAAAAAAAGGCUACCUCACCGCGUUCUAUGAGUUGCUCCUCGAAGUCAAGUCGCAACUGUAUUAACGGUGUUAAGCAAAGGAAACAAACUUGCAAGACGUUUCCGUCUUGCGAAGCAAGCCCAUAGGGAAAAUCGUCUUGCGAAGCAGCUCAAAAAACAAAAAACCCUUUCGUCUAGCGAGUUUUUUGUCUUGCGAGGCAUUCGUCUUGCGAGGUACCACUGUAUAGUGUCAACAAGUUUCUAAUUGCUUUCAGUCCCACAUACUACCUUUGAUAAACACAAACAACUGUGAAAAGGCAGUAUAAAUAUCAAAUAGUGGCCUAACAUAAUAUUUUUUGCAACACAAAUUGAUAUAUUUCUUGUAAACUGCUUACAAUUGUUCCAGGAUAUUUCCUGUGUGUGUUUGGUUUGUCUGAAUUAUAUUACUGCAUUAUUAAGUAUAAAAAUUUAAACGAGUGGUACUGAUUAAUUCUUGUGUUUAAAAUAUUCCUAAAUUAGCUCAAUGAAGUUUUUAUUAGCUGCUGAUCUGGCCUACAUUUCAGUUUUUCUUCCUUGAGUACAGUGCUUGAUCAAAACACUUUAUUGGCACUAAACCCAUAAUGUCAAUAGCCUUAAAUAUAAGUAGAACAUGCAAGAGCAGAUACUAAAUUUAUUAACAAAUUAUUUACAACAGAAAAGUUACCUUGUCAAUUAUAUUUUCUAUUUUUCCUUCUUCUACAGACUUCUUUAUAGUUUGGGCCGUUUCAGCAACUGACUCAGAUAUCUUUUUUGUGGCAGUAGUGGCAAAACUGAAGAGAUAACCUUUUGGAAAUAAAACAAUUAAAUUUUUCUUUAUUACAAAGUCCUUAAGAUAUGCUGCAUGAUCACCUACUAUAGCCUUACAGUCAGUCAUUCAGUUCUUCCAAUUCCUAGAACAGUGUGGUCUAAUGUGCAGGCCUUGAGGCAUUUUUGGUAGCCCUCAGCAACAAUUCACACCCCCAUACCCGCUUUGCCUUGUGCUGCAUUAGCAAAGCCAGGUGAGGGAUGGGCUUUGGUAAGGUAGUGUGAGGGCUCUGACAGGGUCCUAGAGCCCUCCCCUCUCCUUCCCAAAGCCUGGUACCUUGCCAGGGGCGAACUUUGGUCUUUCAAAUUUCAGCAGUGCCCUAUGCGAGGCCAAAAUUUGGCACGCCCAGUCUUCUUGAUUUUAAUUUUGCUCAGUUCACUACAUCAUAGUUGCAAUACCCUGCAGUGCCCCUAGGCUCAGUGCCAACGGCGGCUGAACUGGCCAUGCUGCCCUAAAUCCACCUCUGGCCUCACCCAGCUUUGGGAAUGCAGCACAAGGACUUGGGGGUGUCAAAUUUUUGCCUCUCCCCCCAUGUGAUAAGGCAGUGUGCGGCCUGUGGGCUCUGUGCCAAAGCACUCUUGCGGCCCACUUGAUAUGAAAAGUUGGACCACCCUGUCCUACAAAAACACAUGAUAUUGAUGCACAGGCCACAUUAAUUUCCAUCUACCUAUUUGUGUGUGUGGCAGAUGUGAGGAAUUCUGGACUGCGCAUCUUGUACAGUGGGAAAGAGCAAUGUGUAUUAUGUAAAAAUUUAAGGUAACAGUACCUUUUCCAAGAUGCUGCAUUUGAAGCUGUUCUAAAGUACACAGCAAUAGAAAAGGAAUCCAUUAUGAAGACAAUCUGUUUUGCAGACAUAAAAAGCUAACAUUUAUUUGUAUCACUGAUAACCUAAUGCCUUAUUUUAGCUGGAUUUGUUGUUACAUUUAGAAAAAUCUAACUACUCCGGAAUUAGUGCUUUACUGCUUACUAACCAUUCCUCAGUUGUAAUUUAAAGUCAGUUGUGGUAGUUUCUAUUAAAUUCAAAGCAAAUAAUGACAAUUUAGUAAAGCUCAAAAUGUUGAUAGAGAAAUCUAGUUAUGUUCAGAGAAGUCACAUACUACUUUUAAUAACUCAAGCGGUAUCAUUAUUGCAAAUUGGAAAGGACCAACAGGGCUUGCAUAAAGAUACAGUACUGUUAUUUCCCUUUAAUAACACAUCCAGAGACCAUAAUUUUGAAGUCUUCCUAUUUUUAAAAAGAGUCAUACCCCACCAAACCACAGAAAACACUAGGCACAAAGCUGACACCCCACUGUUUUUGUUAAUGUCACUUAUGUUUUAAGAUGUAUGGAACUGUAACGGAACAUAUCUGUUUUAAAGAAAUAUCCACAGCAUUGCAUUUCUUGAACCUUUUCUAGUGUCCCUGAAAGAGGUGAGCAAUUUGCGUUUUUCUCGUGCUUAAAAGAUGCAACUCUUUAAGAGAUGUUGGGGUGCUCACUGAAGGAGAAGCAAUAAUUUCAAAAGGAAGUUUGCUCAGAAACAAGGCCCGCAGAAGUGGGCGAAGCUUACUCCCCGAGUACUCGCACAUAGGACUACUUAGCUGCAACCCACAAUCCAUACUAACGGAAGCAACUUCCAUGGAGUAAAACAGGCUACAGGCUGCUGCUUUGAAAGCCGCACUUAGGUUGGCAGUAAUCCCUAGUGAGCACACUCCUGCGAAGCUCCACGCUGCGCAAGUGCACGUCCAGGGGGGCUUAGCUCCAAGCAACUGCGAAGAGGGUAUCUGAGCAGGUGUCUUGCUACAUUAAUAGGGCGGCUGUGGGGGUUAGUUAUAUGAGCUGGGCUGGCUUGAAGGGACGCGAGGAAGGCCUUUGGGGAAAGGGCGUUAAAGGGGAGCAAGGGAGACACUCACUGCCCAGCCCCUUCGCCUGGUUCAGAAGCGGGUCCGAGUCCCUCUGCAGCUCCACCUGCUCCGGGCUCCGCACUGCCGCGUCCCCUCCAGUCCUCUCUUCUCCCUCUUCGGCAGCAGCAGCAACUCCGGCUUCCCCUUCGAGGAGAGGCGGCUUCUCUUCCUCGCCUUCCCGGCUCAUGCCGAACCAGCCGCUCAGGCCGCGCAGCAUCCUAGCUAAGUGGCGAAACGCCGCCCCCUUCGAGCAGGUCGCCUACUAAUGCAGCGCCAAAGCCCCGCACUCCCCACCUCUUCAACCGUUUCCAACGACUUCGCGGGAACGGCGCCCCUUCCUGAGAGCAAGGCAACGCUGUUUGUUUCCGGAAAAGGGUGCUCGGCUACUUCCGAGUUACGUCACCCUGACGCGUCACCACGGGCACCGACGCUCUAGGCUUCCUCUCCACUCCUCCAAAUGGCUUUGGCUGGGUAUAGUUAGACUGUCGCUACCGUCCGUGUGCGUUUGUUCGAAAGAGCUCCUUCCUUCGACAAUGUUAAGAUUGUUUCUUCAAAAAGAAUUUUUUGAGACUUUUUAUAUUUAUACCUUGCAUUUAUACCCCCCCAGCCUUAAAUGCAAUAUCUUUAGGCGAGCCUACGAAGAACCAGGCUGCAGCGCCUGAAAGAAUGAGGCUAGCCCGCGCUUAACGUGGGCACAGCACGGGAAUUUACUUUCAAACAAACAUGCAGAGGAUUGCGCUGUAACAUUCUGAUGGCAUAAGCUUUCAUGAAGGGAACUGAAGCCCACAAAAGUGUGUGCAUCAUAAAUACGUAAUGGUGCAACACUACGCUUGUCCGCUCAAGAUGCCCCACUUAGUUCAAUGGGACUUCUUCACAUGUGUGCAUUGGUCUGCUGCCUUAUCAGCCUUUCAGCUAUUACAACUCUCUUGCUUUUUUAUUACUGUAACAGAUUCCCUUCUGAAGGUUUUCAGCAGUGAUUACUAGUAAUCCUACAUUAAUCGUGGCUUAAUAAAUACAGCUAAUUGAAUUUCAGUUCCCAUCCUGAACAUGUUAAGGAGUACUAAUGCUAAAGGGACUAAUCAAGGCUGUCACACUAAAGUUUUGUGCCAAAAAAAGGAGUAAUUAUAACAGAGCAAAUAAUGAAAAGCACAAAUGAAUAAUUAGGUCCCAGAGUUGUCCAAAGAGAUCUUAGGAUAAACUAGCACAUGAUACAGCCAUCUCUUCAGUCCCGUAGAUUUAAAAGGAGAAUUAAAUGCAUGCUAGUAAAGCUGCAAUCUCUAUGUGCAUUUUCCAGGGAAUAGCUCCUAGUAAACUUGUUCUUGGCCAUAUAAAACAUGCAGGAUUGUGUUGCGAUCCUAUAGCUUGGUACUAAGCAUAUUAACAGUGCCCGCAGGGCUAUUGGAUGGGUGUCUGAGGGGAACUUUAGCUGACCCUGUUGCUGGACUCCAACUCCCAUAUUUCCCGUUGGCCAAUGCUCACUGAUGCUGAUGGAGUCCAACAGUAUCUGAAUGGCCACAGGUUCCCACAUCUGUCUCAAGGUAAUAACUGAGUAGCUGAAUAUUCAAAAAUCAUAUAUUUGCCUUUAGUGUAGGCCAAGGGACAAUAUUAUAAAGCAGACAUCUGCUAUGGACUCCUAGGUCUUUGCAAAUCAUUCAGCCUCUUUUGUAAAAAUGGGCCUUAAUACACUUCUAGUCCACUCCUGCUUCUUCCCUGGCGAGGAGGGGGCACCAUUUUGUCAUUCGCCUCAUGUGCCAAAAUGUAUUGAGCUGGCCCUACGUAUUAAUUUUGUGGGCCAAAAAACUCCGACACAGGUGGCAGGCAGCCUGUGGCACUGGUACUCCAUAAGUGGCAGGAGCAGCUGAAGGUAGUCUUGGGGACCUGGUUAUGGUGCGAAGCCAGCCCUCCUCCUUCCUUGCUGCCUACCUGUCACCUCAGUCACCCACAGAUGUGAUUCUUUCAUCACUGUGCAUGCGAAUGGUGCACAAAUCUGCCCUGUGGGCAAAUCUGGCGGCUCGCAUGCAUGAUAGAAAGCGAGUGUCAUUAUUAACAGGUUACAGGUAGGUAGCUGUGUUGGUCUGCCGUAGUCGAAACAAAAUAAAAUAAAUUUAAAAAUUCCUUCCAGUAGCACCUUGGAGACCAACUAAGUUAGUUAUUGGUAUGAGCUUUCGUGUGCAUGCACACUUCUUCAGAUACACUGAAACAGAAGUCACCAGACCCUUAUAUAUAGUGAGAGGGUGGGGAGGGGUAUUACUCAGAAGGGUGGUGGGAAUGGGUGGAGGCAAACGGCGCUGCCUCUGUGCGCGUGCAGAGCGCAUUCCCCCUCAUUCCUUCUGGGGUUAAGAAGGCAGGACUUCUGCGCCUCAGGGACCCGUUUUCCUUUCCUGAAGGGAAAAAACAACAGCGGCUGGCCUUGAGAGUUUUGAGCCCCCCCCUCUAGCGGCCGCUCGGGAUAGGGCUCCUGCGAAAGCGGCCGUCUCCUUGCAACCAGGCGGCAGGGAGGGGGCGGCGCCGGCCGGGGAACUUGGCUGCGACGCCGACGCCGCUUCUAGGACUGCGCCGGGCGCAGGUAAGCGGCCUCUCGGGCCUCCCCACCAGGGCGAGCGCGCUGGCUCUCCUGAGCGACCACGGGAGGCCCCCGCGGCGGCGGCGGCAGGAGGAGGAGCGCCGGCCAAGUCCCUCUCCCGCCCCCUGGGGCGCAGUGGGCGCUCCGUCCCGCGGCCAUGGCGGCUGGCUCCUCGGGGCUUGGUUCCUAGAGCAGGCAAAGCAAAGCUUCGGGCCUCCUCCUUGCUUAGAUCCCUCCUCUCCGCGACUGCGAUAACAGGUGCAGGAUUCGGGUUCCGUUCGUCAGCUACCUACCGCCCGCACUCAAUUCCCGGGAAGGGGGAUCUUUUAAUACGCCACACUUUAUAGAGUCCCUUCCAGAGCGAGUUUAUUUAUUGAUUGCGUUUAUUGCUCCGCGGUUCGCCCUCCAAACAACCCUGCGAGGUAGGUUGACCUGGGAGAUUGCGAUUGGCCCAGCCGUUGCCGUGUCCCAACAGUACAACCGCUGCACUAUUAUACAUGGUUGUUUAGCUUUGGCGCUCUUAAAAAAAGUGCAGUGCUGUGCCACAAAACAAGUAUUUAUUUGUUAAUAAAUAAUUCGUUGCAAGGGUGGAUAAUUAAAACACUGGAAGGAUGCAUCUGGAAGGCCUCAUCCCUGGCAUUGGCAGCUGUUCCCUAGGAUGCCAGAUAAGUGUUUUUACCAGAGAUGCCAGGGAUUAGACCUGAGACCUUCUGCAAGCAAAGCAUAUGCUCCACCACUGUCCAUUUAGCUCAGUAUUUUGCCUUCCGCAAUGCAUCAUGUACAAGAACAAGAGUACUGUGCGUGGACCCUUUGGAGUUACCUUGUUCAGGGUUUUAGGGAUCCAGCCAUACCUUCUUUCAGAAUUCUCCAUUCUGUUGCUCCCAAUCAAGUUUAGCAAUCUGUGGCCCCUCACCAUACGCAGUCCUCAUUGAACUGUUAUGUUUUCCCCCACCACUUUAACGUUUAUUGUUAAAAAGAUUUUUUUCUACUAUUGUAAGCUUUGAGGCACCCUCUCUCUUGUUUCUCAUUAGCCCAGUUUUGGCUACAUAGCUGUCAAUAACUUAGCACCUAAAUUUGUUGAUUGUCGAUAUGAUUCCUGUCAUUAGGAAUACUCUGAACAUCAUAGUGCCUUCUUGGAUACUCUGCCUUGUUGCUGGUGAUGUUGAAGAUCCUGUCUUUAGGCAUUUCUCUGUCCUUCCUUGAACCUAUUUAUAUUGCUGUCUUCUGGUGUCAGUGAAGAAUUUUAGAACAACAUAAAUUUCACAGGGAGUUCCAUGAAAAGCGUGAAAAACACUUUUCCAUAUUGAAAAUAGCUCCAGCUUUUCUUCUUUUUAUGGGGAAAUACAUAGUAUUUCAUAAGUUCACUUUUAACUCUUCAUUUUUAGAUUUCAAGCUCAAGUACCACAGUGUAUCCAUAAUUAUCCCAUGAAGUACAUCCUGGUAACUGGUGGUGUCAUCUCAGGCAUUGGUAAAGGAAUUAUUGCAAGCAGCAUAGGCACCAUCUUGAAAUCAUGCGGUCUACGGGUUACUGCAAUCAAAAUAGAUCCUUACAUUAACAUAGAUGCUGGAACCUUCUCGCCAUAUGAACAUGGUACGAGUGUCACAAAUGUCUUUUCCCUGCAAAUUUGGUUGCAUUCCUUUUUAUUGAGAAAUUGAUCUCUCUUUUUUGGAAUAUGAAGCUGUGAAAUGUCCGAUAUAGUAGAGACUUAAGUAUUGUAUUUAUGCAUGACUGUAGAAACAGAAGUCAUGCUGAGUUCAAUGAGGUGCCUAAAACUGCAAUCCAAUGCACAUUUAACUAGGAGUAAGUCUCAUUGAACUCAGUAGGACUUAUGUCUCAGUAAACACACUUAUCUUGCAUUUCUCUCAGUUAACUGCCCAGUGUGAUAUCUAACAUGUGUUUAUCUUGCAUAGGAUUGGUUCACAUUUGUUAGGAUCUAGUUCUCUGCUCCUGCCAGUCCUCCUACAUCAUUACCCAUCUUGUGUCCUCCUGCACUGGGUUUUUUCUGAGAUAUCUGAACUGUCUAUAGAUAUUUCUGAAUUGGAUUUGGUCUCUGCAGAGUUUCUGGAUUCAUGACAUAUGAGAAUUAGGGGAAGGGGGAGGCAUUGCUCUUGCUUUAAUUAUCACUAGUAACCUCUGAUCCAGCCUAAGCCUGCAUAACUUUUGAUGUUGAUGUAGACCAGUUAUAUAUUGUCAUACAUUUGGGGGGAGAGGAGAGACCCCCCCUAAACCCAGGAAAUUAAUGAAUGUCAGAAUCUAGUUAAUAUUUGUACUACUGAAUGGAAGAUUUCAGGCCAGUGGAAAAAUGCAGGCUAAGCUUCCUUUCCAAGCAAGGGCCUUGCCUGGGCUAGAGAGGUUAACAUGACAAAGGGUGUUGAUGACCCACAUCCAAGAGGAAUCCUUGGGCCUGGGCAGACAGGAGUUGCUUAUAUGACGGGGGGGGGGGGGCAGGUUGUACUCAGAGGAAAAAUGUUCCUGUAAAAGACUAGAUUUGGAAUAGCAGAUGGAUGAGGAGGAAUUAUUUGGGCAAGAGGUGUGCUGGGAAGGAGAGCAAAGGCAGAUCCAUCUUGGUAGACUGGCUGAACGCAGGCUGGGAGAGAUGCCUUGGAGUCCAGUGUUGCAGUGCUGUGGGGAACAAACCCCUCUUGAGAUGACCAUGCUGUAAGAUCUGAACUCCCUCCAUCCAAAUUCAGGUAUAAAUAUGCCACAUCUUGAUUCUCAGCAGAAACACAAACCCGUGGUGAGCACCUGGAACCCCCUGUAAUCUUGCUACCACUCAGCAGAGUUUGGGGGUUGGCGUGCCACCUAUGUAACAGUAUAAACAGGAGUUAGAUUUAAAGCACCAGAAAGGUAUGCGGGUGGGUGAUUCUGAACCUUGGCCUCACUCGCCCCCAAUGACUUUUUCUUUCAGCCAGGAUCACUUUUACUAUUUGAGCCUGUUUGGAGGAAAGGUCUCCCAGAGUUUGAUGAACUUUGGGAGUAGCUGAUGGGGAAAGUUCAGUAUCCCCCCCCCCCAUGUGUUCCUUUUGCAUUAUAAAUCAAGUGUUUUCCACUAUUGAGGCCAGUCCAUAUUUGAAGACAGAUCUAUCACAAUCAUGUCUAAUUUGGGCCUCUGUUUUCUAUGUGGUUCUAACCAGGUUUACUAGAAUAACUGGGACUUCUGAACUAAUAUAAUCUUGCUGAUAUAAGAAAAGGAAAUAACUUGCAGACAGAGGUUACAAGGACAUAGCUACUAAGAUAGAAUGACUAAUUUGUAGGAUUUUUAUUCUCAUACAUUACAGGGUAAUUAAUUUGAGAUUUAUUGUUAAGAAUCUCAGCAGCAUAGAAUCACUCAAAAGAGCUGGCUGUAAAAUGUGAUGCAUUUUAUAUUAGACCUAAUGUAGUAGGUGAAUUUUUAACAGUAGCCUUUGGCACUGACAUCUGUGACAUACGAUUUCUGGUAGAGGUAGCUGACCAUGGUAAUGCAGAUCAUGGAAUAUAUUUUAUGACUUAACUAAUUAUUUUUAUUUUGUAAGAGAUGAUGCAAGGUGGCCUUUCUGCUGAGCUAAUCAUUCUUUUUGUGUUAGUUAAUUUCUCCUUGACCCAAGCAUACAGGAAGAAAAUGUGUCAGGGCAUUAAGGAUAUAUGAUAGGCCCAGAACAGAAAAACAGUGUGGGAAAAUGAAAAUCCCUUUUCAGCCUCAUUCUAAUAUAUAAUGAAUGUUCAUGUAAUUUCAUGGAUUUGGAUAUUUCUACCAAAUGAUUUUUUUUCAUGAUUUUACUAAAAUAGGUGGAGUCUGUCCCUUCUCCACCUCGAAAUGGUAUUAAGAUUUCUCCAAGUUGUUUACAAUGCAUCUGCUAGUGGAAAUUAGUUUUGUUUUUAGCUUAUUUUUAACCAUUAUACAUUGCCUUUCUGCUACUAAGAAAUUACCUCCGUUCAACAUCAAUACUUUUGAAAUAUGCACUGUCUCUCUUAAAAGUAACUUGGCCUUCUGUCUUAUUUUAUGUUUUUGUGCUUCUUGUUACUUUUGUAUUGACUAUGAUUUAAAAAAAAAAAUUAACGUACUUAGAGCAGACUUUUACUUCUCUGCAUACUGAAACUAGUAAAAGCUUCUGGUUCACAGUCAGAUAUAAAAGGCAUAUUCUUUAAUUUGGACAUAUAGAACGGAUGUACUUGAAAUAUAUGUUUGUGCAUAACAUUGUGAGAUUGAAGAAUAAAUAUGUAUGUUUCACCAAAAUAUGUAAAAGCAUUAUUUGUUUGUUUAGGUGAAGUUUUUGUGCUAAACGAUGGUGGAGAAGUUGACCUCGACUUGGGAAACUAUGAACGAUUCUUGGAUAUUAACCUUUACAAGGAUAACAACAUCACCACUGGAAAGAUCUAUCAGCAUGUCAUCAAUAAAGAAAGGCAUGGAGAUUACAUGGGAAAAACAGUUCAAGGUGCUUUAUCAUAUUCAUAUUCUGCCCUCCCUUCCUCCGUCUGUCGUCAUCCCAAUUUAUCUUGUUGACAACAACCCCCAGGUGUUAGAUUAGACUGAGAGAUUGUGAUUUGGCCAAGGCCACCCAGUGAUCUUUGAGCAGAGGCUUAAUCAUAGGACUUCCACAUCCAAAGUCUUCAGUCAUCUUCAUAUGGGUUAGUUUAGUGUCUCAUAACCAAAGUGUGGUAUAAUUGCCAAAAGUUUUUUUAAAAUUCUUUAUUUAUUAGCUUAGUGUUCAAAACACACACCUAAUGUAUUUGACUGAUGAAAUAAUCUUUGCAGGGCUGGCAUUCCACUGUUGCCAUAUUUAUCUCUGCGAUACUGUUUUCUUAUUUAAAUGCAUAACCUUUCCUGGAUGGCAAGUAGCAAUAAAACUGUUCAAAAUGUUGAAAGCAAAUGACGACGACGUAUGUACAGUAUUUACAGAGGCAUGUUUUAAAAAUCUUAUGCAGAAGUGUUCAAACCCACUUUACCAGUGUUUCUAAUAGUAUAGAACUAGCCGAAAUUGGGUGAGUUCCAACAUUUCACUAGCUGAUACUGUGGGACUUCUCAUUCCUUUUCUCCCUGCUGAAUCACCCUGUUAGCUUUCCCCCAGGUUGUUUCAGACAGUCCCCCAACCCUCUAAGCAUAUUAUUUCCUCCCUCCUAAAGAGGAAAUCAUGUUUGUGCAAGUAGUAGUCUGUCGCACAAGUGGGAUGCUACUCCUAGAUAUCAUCCGUUGCAUUUGUACUUUAUUUUCACUUCAUUUAUUCUUUUUUACUUUGGAGUUGUUGAGGGACCUUUUCAGAUUCAUAUAUGAAAGGAAUUUGCUAUAGCUUUAAAUGCUAUCUUUUUAUUCUAAUUUAAUUGGAUUGCCUGAUUUUUACUUGGAACAGAGUUGUAUCUUGUCAUGCAUUUUUCACCUUUUCUAGCAUUACCAUUUGGUUUCCCUUGCAGUUGUCCCACAUAUUACUGAUGCUGUUCAAGAAUGGGUAAUGAAUCAGGCAAAGGUUCCUGUGGAUGCUGAUAAGAAAGAACCACAGAUAUGUGUAAUUGAGGUAAGUAAGAAAUUGUGUGAAAUAGUGGAUAAAGACAGGGUUUGUUUUAUAAUGUGAAUUGCAGUCCAAUUUCCUCAUUGGUUUUAUUCUGUCAUUCUAAAGCUACUUUUAAUAACUGCAAGGAAAUAAUUAUUAAACAAUCAUUAUUUAUUGCUAUUACGUAUGUGGGUUGCAUUACAGAAGCAGUUGUCAUUAUCUGUCAAUAGCUACUUCUCAUUGACCUAUGUUAUUUUUGGCACUCUGCAUAAGAUGGUAGUUCUUUCCUUUUUUUAAAAAAGCAACACUAAACUAAAAUUGAAGCAUAUAGAGGUGAUAUAAGUCAAUUUCCUUUCGUGUUGCUCCAACUAGUUGACUAUAGAUAUUCCUUUUCAGCUGGGUGGAACUAUUGGAGAUAUUGAAGGAAUGCCUUUUGUAGAAGCUUUCCGACAAUUUCAAUUUAAGGCCAAAAGAGAGAACUUCUGCAAUAUCCAUGUCAGCCUUGUACCACAAGUAUGUCAUUUUUAUACUCUAUUGUGCAUUAUUGUUUUACACAUCUAAUUUUUUGGGGGAAAUAUUCAUAUAGGGUAUUUUUAAGGACCGUGAAUAAUGAGCAAAUUACAUUAACUUGGUGAUAGAUGCGCUGAUACCUGUUCAUCCUAUUCUCACCCUAGGUUUGGUUGCGAAAAAUAUAGUAUCUUUGGGGGAAGGUUUGAGAAGCUAAACAUUUAUUACAACUGGUGAAAUAGAAUAAAACCUAAACAUUUUAGAUGGAUGGCACUGAGCCUUAUAACAGAUUUUAAGCAAUCAUUUAAUAUAAAAUAAUCCAUUAGCUAUAGACACGUUACUCUGUUUGAAGAUAUGCUUUAGGAAAUCUGGGAGACUGUAUGACUUCUUUUUAGAGAAGUCCAACAUGGGUCUGUGGCUUCAUACUAAUGAGACAAAGUAGUGUACAACUCUUACUGUGGAUGUUUGUGCUCAGGCAACCAUAGAACAAGUCAUUAAAGCAGAGAAAUAGCUACUUUAGUGGCUUCCGGGCAUAUUAAUAUAGUUGCCUAUCAGAUUUUAAUUUUGCAAUGGCAGUCAAUGGCACAAAACAUUUAUUUUUCAGCCUAAUGCUACCGGAGAGCAGAAAACAAAGCCUACUCAGAAUAGUGUCCGGGCUUUAAGAGGGCUUGGCCUUUCUCCUGACUUGGUGAGUUUGAUAAAAUUUUACAAUACCAUGUUAGAAUGGAAGCCCAGUAUAAAGGUAGCAAUAUAACUCAGGCAGCAGGAGUGACUGGUUGGGGUGGCGGGCAUUACGACAUACCUAGUCUCUCUUUAGCAUCGUCACUGCACUUAUCAAGAGGUUGUUUGUGAGAGAUGGCAGGGAAGUUGGCACAGUGGUGGAUCCAGUCCACCAGCUGCUCCUGUCAGGUUUGAGUAGGAAUGUGUUCAAUAAAAUCAUGAAAAUGUGUUCAGAAUCCAAAUACUUUGUUAAAUGUUUAGGGAAGCUUUUAAUGUUUGAUGUAUUACAGUAUUUUAAUAUUUUUUUUGGAAGCCGCCCAGAGUGCCUGGGGAAGCCCAGCCAGAUGGGCGUGGUAUAAAUAAAUUAUUAUUAUUAUUAUUAUUAUUAUUAUUAUUAUUAUUAUUAUUAACAUAGCAAUGUAUUCUUUGAUGGAACAGGUAAUAUGCUAAUGGAAUGUUAAGCUAGGUGUCCAGUUGAUCACACAACUUUAUGUUUCUUUCUGUGCCUGUUUGGUUUUCCACCUAUUAUACUUCAUGCUUAAUCCUGGGGAAGUUAAGUACCUUAAACAGACACGCAUAUAAGUUUUCUACUUGAAGGGCUUGCCUUAAAUCUUUGGCUGUGCAUAUUGCUUCAGAUCUGGACUUCACUCCCUUAGGCGUGUUGUGUGAGUAGAGUUCCACUAGGGGGUAAUUCUUGUCCUGGAAUGGUGAGGUGUGAGCAGGCAACAUUUGCCGAUUUACUCAUCACUCUGCAGCCCCAGCGACACCUCACAGCAUGUCUCCAUCCACAAAAUAUUUCCAUCGGGUAGAAAGAGCUUUUCCACAUGUGGAAGGCAAAUUCUGGAUCCAAUCUGCUUUGCUUAUUUAUUAGUCAGUGAACCCCCUCCCCUCCAAAAAAAGGGAACACAUAUUAUUGAAUGUUCUCUGGCAAAAGUACAAGACCUGCAAGCGAGGCCCCAGUAUAUAGACGUUUAACAUGUCCAUUUAUUUCAAUCAGAAAAGCUCUUAACAUGGAGGCAAUUUGUGUAUCCCCUGCUCAUGCAGAGCAGCUCAUUGUAGGGCAGAAAAAGAAACUUAUAAUCGUUUAGAUUAUAAGAUGCUAUUGUUUGACUGUACGUUGUUCAAUGGGAGUGUGUUUUUUCUUCCAUGGAAAACAGGACAUUUAAACAUUAUGUUAAUUAUUUAAAUAAAUAAAAAGGAGGAAGAUGUUGGUCUUUUUGCAAUUUGUGCUGCUUAUCUGUAGAUUUGUAUUUUUGACAGAUAGUCUGCAGAAGUACUAAACCUAUAGAAAUGGCUGUGAAAGAAAAGAUUUCCAUGUUUUGCCAUGUGGAACCUGAACAGGUUGGUAAGGUCUUUAACAGUCACAGUUGUUCUAAUGUCUGCAAUCAUUUUCUAGGUGUUUUAUUUUUAGUUCAUGUGACGGAGUAUGUGGGACAUUGGAGGCAGGUUGCGGGGGACAAACAGCAGCUCAUUGAGAUAAUCAAAAAGUAAAUAGUUAUUUUCAGGAUUCCUUUAUUCUGUAAUUUAUAAUAAUUUAUAUGCAUUAUACUACAUGCAGUAAUAUAGGCUACAAACCUAGCUCUGUUUGUCUGGGAGUAAUCCUCCUUGAAUUCAGCGUGAUUUACGGAAGCUGUACGCCGGCUCCCUCGGCCAAUAAAGCGAGAUGAGCGCCGCAACCCCAGAGUCAGUCACGACUGGACCUAAUAGUCAGGGGUCCCUUUACCUUUACCUUUUUAAUCAGGUGAUUGUGCUGUUCAUCACUAGGACAAUCAACUUAUUCAGAAAUCAGACUCCCAUUACAUCCCAGCAGAGGUCAGUGUUGCAUUCUUAGACAAGCCUGCAGAUUACAAAUUUACUAUUCAAAGUUGUCUAACCAUGAAAUGAAAACAGAUUCAUGAGCUCCCUCCCGCCCCGCCAGUGCAAUAGUUUGUUUAGAGGCUGAUAACUCAAAGGAAGAGGUGACAUAAUAGAAAUUUAUGAAAUUAUGCGUAGCACGGAGAAAGUGGAAAGAGAAAAGUUUUUUCCCCUCUCUUUUAAGACCAGCACUCACUCUCCUACGAAGCAAAGAUGGCUUUAAAAGAGGAUUAGACAAAUCCAUAGAGGAGAGGGUUCUCAAUGGCUACUAGCCAUAUGACCACGCUCUACCUCCUCAGAUGGAGGCAGCAAUGUGUCUCAGUACCACUUGCUGGAAAUUGCAGGAGAGAAGAGUGCUCUUGUGCUCAUGUUCUGCUCCCUGGUUUCCCACAGGCAUCUGGAUGGCCACUGUGAGAACAGGAUGCUGGACUAGACAGGCCAUUUGGCCUGAUGCAGCAGGCCCUUUAUAUGUUUGAUAGAAAAUUAUGCCUUCUCAAUGCAAGUUAAAAUACUGGACCCAUCAGAUUUCCCCCCCCAAUGUGGGUUUGCAGGAAGUGCAAUUGUUUAGCGUUAAAAAUAAUAAUGCAUAUUGGAUGGCCAGUAUAUUACAAGCUUAUUUGCGGUGCAGUGUUACACAUGAGUACUCAGAAACCUGGGGUCCAGAACAAUCACAAGCUUUAAGAAAGAACAAGUAUUAGUUCCAGCUUGCAUUGGUUCAAUGCAACGUGCAGCACCUUUGAGCUCGUCUCCUCGCAUUGGGUUUGCUUGGUGUGAUGUGUGAAUCAGGCCUUUGUGUUUAGAUUAUCUGUGUGUAUGUUGCACUAGGCACCAUAGCAGAAGAGCCAUGUAUCAGAUUCAUUUGGGGCACUUUUUAAUGAAUUAAUUGAACUGAUUAAUUAAUUAAAAUGAUUACGAGCUAGCUUUAAAGUAUUUUCUUCCUUUUUAGCAAGAUUUUUAAAUAGCUAUAUGAUUGUAUAUGAUUUGUAUGGAUGUACUGUAUCUUUCAAUUCUAAGUUUCACGUAUCAGUAAUUUAAAUUUUGUGUUUCAUAGGUAAUAUUCAUCCAUGAUGUUUCUUCCACUUACCGAGUGCCUCUUCUGCUGGAAGAGCAAGGGAUAAUUAAAUAUUUUAAAGAGAGGCUGAAUUUGCCAAUUGAUGACCAGCCAAGUGAUCUUCUUUUCAAAUGGAAGAAAAUGGCAGAUAGGUACUGUUCUUCUGUUUCUUCUUCUUCUUCUUCUUUUUACUGUGCACCUGCAAAUCUAUUUGCCACAGGGUAGCGAAUAACACAAUAUGCAAGCAUAAUUUUAAUGAUAGUCCAAAAUCUCCCAUUUGAGACAGAGCACUUUGCCCUGCUUAUUGGCUGGAGCCUAGUUGUAAUAGACGUCUUAGCAAUCUGAAUUUACAGCGCUUCAGAUUAUGUUUUUCCAUGUGUUUUUUUUUUAAAAAAACCAUAUAUAAGAAAUAGUUAUUUAGACCAAAGGUAAUUCAAGUUUAUAAGUGGUUUAGUGACUUACUAAAUAUAAGAAAAAAUAUCUCCCCCCUUCCUUGUGGAAAUUUGCAAAUUGAUUGAUCUUUUGUAUUGUCAGGUAUGAAAGGAUGUUGAAGACAUGUUCUGUAGCUCUGGUUGGCAAGUAUACAAAGCUGAGUGAUUGCUAUACCUCUGUUUUCAAGGCCCUAGAACAUUCAGCCCUCGCAAUUAACCACAGACUCAAUUUAAUGGUGAGGACUUACUGUAUUUUUCCAUGUAUAAGAUGACCCCCCUUUUUUAAAACCCAAGAUUUAAGAAGUCUUAAGUCUCCCUAGGCAACUGUGCGUGCUUCCUAUGUUUCUCCAAUGCCGCCCGCCAAGCAAAGGGGUGGGGCAAGCCCAGGAUUCACUUUCCUUACAGUGCUCCAGUUGCUGCCCUUAACCUUGCAUGGUUUGCAGCAUUGCGCUACCCAGCACCCAUGUGUGUGCGAGAGAGAGUGGCACAUGCAUCUAGGGAGGGGGGAAGGAGAAGGAGGAGGCAACACUUGCGGGGAGCUGCGCCUGCCUCCCAUGUGGAAACCUGUCUUUGGUGGCGGAAGCUUUCACUGCAGCUGGGAAGAUCAAGGAAAUCUUGGUCUCUGUGUUGCUGAAAGAGAGGGGCUGUAUUUUUCCGUGUAUAAGACAAUCUAACAUAAUUUAGCAAAAAAAUAAUAAUCAUCUUAUACAUGGAAAAAUAUGGUACCUUGCUUCCGUUCUUUGCAUUCUCAUUCCUUACCUAAUAGCUAGGCUUUCACUUCAUGAAUAUUGCUUAGAAAUAAAGGAUAAGUUGAUUAUAACUUAAUGGGCAUAGAACUAUGGCGUGACUUAAACAUGAUGUUCAUUUUGAAAAACGAUGCAGUAAUUCCCUUAACUGAAUUUUGUUCAUUAAGAAAGGAAUUGCACACAUUUAACAAAUACUAAGGUGGAUAUUUGUUGACUUCAUUAAUCCUAUUUGCAGCAUUAAGUACUAAGACAUUGAUUUAACAUACGACUAGGAAUAUCCAUUUACACUUACAAUUUUUCAACUGGCUAAUCUACUUUAGGUGUAAGUGUUCUGUGGACUGUGGUUUUAACUCUGCACUCCUGUGUUCCCCAGGAGAGCAUUUCAGUAUUUAUAGGAAACAUCAGAUCUCACUUUCCAAAGCAGUAAAGAGAGUUCAGAGGGAAGAGGGGAAUAUUCAGUAUUGGAUUACUCCUCCCCAUAGAAACGUCUGUGGCCUGUAGCUGCAGUGUCAGUAGUGUCAAUGGGAUGUAUGCCCUGCGAGGACCAGAGGAAGAUUUGGAUCCAAAAGAUCCAGCGACUUCUCAAUCCCCCACCGCAGCCCCAAACAAGGAGAUCAAACUAUGCCAGCCUUGGAGCAUUUAUGUGAAGUAUUGAUAGCAGCAAGCUUCUGCAUUUUACAGGCUUUCUUUGGCUGCAUGUGCCUGGCACAUAACCUAAGCAGGAUCUCACCCCCACUCAUCAGCUAAUUGCUAUUGGGAACAGGCCCCUGCAGCCAAUGCAAAAUUGAACCCUGCCCUCCCUCCCCCCAGCUGAUGUCAUGGGUGAUAUCAGCUGAUUGACAGGUGGGUGUGGUUUGGGGGGAAAUGGUUUCACAGGCCAAACUGGACCCCCUAAUGGUUCAAGCUUGUCCUCCAGGCUGAAAGUUCCUCCACACCUGCCUUUUCAUCAUUUGGAAAAACAAAAAAUGUAAAAUAACUGCUUAAGGCAUUUUCUAUCAGAAAGUUAAAAGGGAAUAUAGUGAUACAAGAUAGUUUUGUAGCAUAGCAAAGCUUUCAUGUUGUUUAAAUUACAGCAAUCCUAGUCAUCUAUGGAAAAAAGUAUGUACCAUUCUGAGGCGAUGGUAUUUUUCAUGUAUUCAGUUUUUUCCCCAUUGGAAAUGCCUAUAGUUUUUUCAUUAGUUAUAGAGUAUGAAGAUCAUUAUAUGAAAAUAAUUGUAUUGUCUUACACAUGAAUGUGAAUGUGUAUGUGCUUUCUUAAUUAGUAUAUAGAUUCAACAGACCUUGAAAAUAAUACAGAGGUUGAGAAUCCAGUGAAAUUCCACCAAGCCUGGCAAAAACUAUGCAAAGCAGAGUAAGUGAUGGUCUAGUUCUUAACCUCAAAUAAUUUUAAAAGUUUCCAGUUUCAAUACCUUGUUGCCUUAUAAUUUCAAGUGCUUGAUUUUGUUAGUUUAUUCCUUUGCAAAUAUAUUGUACAAAGACACGUAGAUUUGUUAAAAACUCACAUUAGCCCUUAAGCCAGGGCUUUCCAAACUUUUCAUGUUGGUGACACACUUUUUAGACACACGUCAUUUCACAACACAGUUAUUCAGUUUUACCAGCAAACUGAAGAUUAAACUAACCCCUUUCUAGCCCCUGGGAGGAGCACAGGGUGUGUUCACGCGACAUACCUACACACUGCAGCUGACACAGUAGCAGACCGCGACACACAGUUUGAAAAGCUCUGCCUUAAGCAUUGGGAUGCCUGUAUUUAGAGCUUAUCCAUGCUGAACUGAUACUAUGAUUCUGAACAUGUUAAUUUAAAGCAAACUUUCUGCAAAACUUACAAUUUGUUCUGAGACUCUUAAUAGGCACAUAAAAUGCCAUGUAGACAUGGAAUUUUAAAACUGAACACUUGACAAAUGUAAUGUUGAUGGGCUGUUAAGAGAUAACAAGAAGGAUGGCUUAAACUGAUUGCAAAUGCCUUGUGUUUUAAUAUAUGCCUAGUCUAGUUUGUUUUGCACAAAUUUGUCAAAUGUCAUAAAUUAAAAUAAAACAAAUGUAUUUUAAAGUGUAUAUUUUCAUUGAAAUAUAGUGGGAGCCUUUCUGAAUGCUUCCACUAUUUCAAGUUUACAAUUCAAAGCACCGGCUAGGAUUCAUAAUGUGUGCACACUGUACACUUCGGCAUUUUGGUCUGUAAUUUGUGACCUGAAACUCUGGAGUAACUUGAAUAAUUUGGUGAAUGUUUAUAGAGAUUUACAGUAUUUGAAGCAGAACUGAUUUGCUGUAUGGUGAUUAUGAUGUAUUUGUACUGUCCAGUUUUCAUGAUGUGAAUUUAGUUGUAUCAUAGCCGUAUUACUCUUGGAUCAGAAAUCUGAACAAGCUGAAAGCUUUUGUGCACAGUGAGGUCUUGCCUCUGUUCCUGUACAUACAUGUCACCCCCCCCAAAGAAACAUGUUAAAUUAACUCGCCAUUCUAUCUUCUCAUCUACUGCUGUGUUUGCAUUUUGUAUUUUAUUCCAGUUGUAUAUUAGUUCCUGGAGGUUUUGGACAUAGGGGAACAGAGGGAAAACUUCAAGCCAUUUCAUGGGCAAGAAAAAAGAAAAAGCCUUUUCUUGGUAAGACUUCAACAUCAGGAGUGGGCCAACCUGCUCAGUCUCAUAUUUAUAAACUAGAAUCCAUCUGCUUAACCGAUGUGUUUUUGAUUUACAAAACAUAAGUGUCCACUCAGAGACUAUUAUUAAUUAAGGCAUGACUAAUCUGUGAUCAGUUGGCCUGAAUAUGCACUUCUUAGCGAAGUGCCCUACUAAUUGAGAUCGAGGCUCACCUAGUUCAGCAUUUUAAUUUUUUGCAAAAGUCACAGCAGCACUAGGGACCUACUGGAAAUCAACUCACCCUACCUUCUGCCCAGUGUUCUAGGCACAUUUUGUAACAGGGAAUUUCAUUAGCGGCAGCAGUUUCUGAUCUCUGGGUGCAGUACUGCACCUAAGAUUUCAGAUUAAAACUGCAGAGUGGAAGGAAAGGAGGGCCUUUUUCUGCCUCCCCACUUCCAGCUACUCUAUGAAAACUGGAGAAGAGACCCUCUUAAGAAUAUUAGGGGGGUGGGCAGGGGAAGGACCAGGCCAUGUGAAAAAUGAACAUAAUAUCUUAACUGCAGUUCAUUCAUUUUCAGCUUUGUAUUCUUCUUAUAAAAAAGCAUGUCUAGACAUUCCAUUGUUGCGCUCAUAACCUAGGAUUAAGGUGCCAUUUAGCUCCUAGCUUUCAUAUCUCAGUUUCUAACACUGCUUCUGACUAUUCCUGCAGUACACUUCCAUUUCUUACUGAAUGUUUUUGACAUGCAGCAUGUUUACUCAGAAGUAUAUUGUACUGAGUUCAAGAAGACUUACACCCUCAUAAGUGUGCAUAGAGUUCUAGCUAUAAGAUUAAACUAGAAAAGAUGAAACCAUACUGGAGGACAGUUUAGAUCAGGAAAACAAACAGUGCAUGGGAGGAGGGUUAAAUUUCCCUUUCCAUUUUCAUGGUCCCAAUCCAAGUCUGUCAUGGUUUCAUUUAUUCAACCUUUUAUAACAUUGAGGCUAUGUGAUUGUGUAUGACCUAUUGUCUGUUCUGAUUUGGCCUCAGUGUUUAAAGUAAAACUAAACUUUGCUGAAAAAAGCAAAAAAGAGAAACUAAAAAAGCUUUCUAGUUCUUAGAUAGGUCCAUAUAUCCAUUUCAUUGGAGUAUACAGUUAUAAGUUUGGUCCCAUUUAAAUCGCUUUAGCAGAAGUAAAUUAGGACUGGUCGGUUUUGAUCUAUUAGGCAUAAUGAAUCCUGUUGGGAUUGUAUUAAACAGUGAAAAACCUAAUCUUUCAAAUUAAAUCCAAAUCAAAUGCUUAGCCCAAUAGUUGCAAAGAUAAUUCUGAAUUUUUAUAAGGUCAAAAAUGUCCACUGUAGUCAUUAGUGCCUGAAAAAGAUGCUCACACAGUUUAGGAAGUCUGUAAAUUGGGCUAAACAUCUCAGGAAUAUAAAAAUUUAAUUGGUCUCUUGUGAAAAAAUGCAUCAUUAGUUUUGCAUACUGGAAAGCAUUUCAGUUUUCACAUUUGAAACUGAGGUUUGUUUUUAUUAUAAUAUGUUGCUACAAUGUUGAGUGAGUGGGAAAGAAAUUGGUUUGGAUUGUGUUUGGAAACAAUUUGUUGCUGUUUUAUAACAUGUAAGAACUUCUAUGGAAUCAGUACCUGAGAGUUUCUAAGGUUUGAUUUAAAUGAUAUACAAAUACAUAUAUUGUAGAAACUGCUCAUGUGGAAGUUGCAUUUUCUGAAUAUCCAUAGUAGUUGGUCAGAUAUGGACCCUGGAUUUUAAUAUUCCUGAAUCUGAGCUCUAGGCAGAGAAUAGAGACAAAUAAUCAGCAAGGUAUAGGGCAGGCUUCCUCAACCUCGGCCUUCCAGAUGAUUUAAGACUACAAUUCCCAUCAUCCCUGACCACUGGUCCUGCUAGCUAGGGAUCAUGGGAGUUGUAGGCUAAAAACAUCUGGAGGGCCAAGGUUGAGGAAGCCUGGUAUAGGGGAAAUGAGAGAAAGGAAUUUAGGAUGUCAGCAGGCCAAGUAAAUAGAGUGAGGAAAUGUAUGGAACAUACCUGUGCAUGUUUUUGUUUUUUCUAAAUAGCAGUUGUGAAGUGAGGAGGUCCAGAUUGGGACUAUGGGAAGGGAGAGGGGUACAAAGGGUUAACAGUCCCUUCCUCCAGGCCAUGGUCCCAAUCUGCAUGCCUCAUAGCUGCCAUUUAGCUAAGAAAAAGCAAGCAUGCAAUGGCCAAUCACAUUAUUAACAUCACAUCUGGUUUGUACCUGAAAGGAGACGGAAUAAUGGGUGAAGUGUUAGAAGCAAAUGGGGCAUAUGAGGGAAAGGCAGAGAGCAUUAUCAUAAUAUUUGAGGAAGCGAGGGAAGAGAAGAAUGAAGAGAGCAGUGUAUUACUUAAUAGGGGAAGAAGUAGGGAGAACGGGGAAGAGGUAUAGGAUGUUGAUGGUUCUGGAUCAAGCAGGAGCCAAAGGGAAAAUGAGAAUAUGGUCCGAGAGAUAGGAGGCAGUAUUUGCACCACUAAUGAACAUAUAGGUACUUACCUAUAGUGGGCCCUUCUGGUAAGGUUUUCAUUGAUUAGUCUGGGUAGACUGUGUUUGCCUAUUUUGCAAAUCCUGUGACUGUUUUGUGCUGGCAAGUUGAGGGUGAGCUGCCAAGGCUGUACUAGAAAAUCAAACUUAUAGGGUUCUGGCAUUGCCAGGAAGAAUUGUUCCCUCCACCCCAAACUACUCUGAAUUUAAAUAGUGGUUAGUGAGAAGUGAUACGUUGCAGCAGUUAAUGGAAAAAUCUUUUGGCAAACACAUUUGAUUUCAUUUUUAUAUUAAAUCCCACUUUCCCAUAAUUGAGUUCUCAAAAGCUGUUAAAUAUGAACUGGGUCAUGGCCUAGAAUAUAAAAAGUGUGAGUUUUUGUGCUCAUUCAUUCUUUCCUGUUUCUUCUAGGGGUUUGCUUGGGGAUGCAGCUGGCAGUAGUGGAGUUUGCAAGAAACUGUCUAAACUGGCAAGGUGUGUUACCUUCUGUGAAAAUUGUUCAUAUAAAGCAGGGAUGGGUGACAUUUGCUAGCCAAUGGGCUAGAUCUCCCUGCCAUGCCAAUUUGACGGGUGGACAAAGAAUUGUCAUUUCCUGACCCUCAUCUUCAUUCUCCUGCUGUGGAUGUACUCCUUAUAUUGGCCUUUAGCUUAUCUUUAUUUCCUGAAACAAGGACAAGUGAAGUGCUGUAAUUUUGAACAUAUGUCUCUCUGUGGAUGUUAAAAUUCAUAUGAUCCCCCCCAAACAUUUUGCUGAUAUGUGUGCCAAAAACCUCUCCUUCAAAAUGACAAAGGUGCUAUAUUUAGUUUCACCAUCUUUAACAUUUUUAAAUGUAGUUGCUCUUUUUCUGCAGAUGCAAAUUCUACAGAAUUUAACCCAAACACAAAGAAUCCUGUUGUAAGUAUUGAAUUUCCCCUUAUGGUUUUGAUAGAUCUUUUGUGCUGGCUACUUAACAAUUGUGUCAGUCAUACUGGCAUUAAGAGAGGCUGAGAGUUUGUUCCUCUAUAGCAGUGGGUGGGAAAUCUGUGGCGCUCUAAAUAUUGCUAAAUGUUACUAGACUUCCAUCUCUUCCAACCAGCACCAACCUGCCCAAAUGUUGAAGGAUUUUUGGAAGUUGUAGUUCAGAGGGUCACAUGCUCCCCAUACCUUUUUCAUAUCCAAAGAAAUAAUUGCACAUUUGUUAAUAUUCCAUUUUGUAUGUUCUGGUGCUCAGCUUCAACAGAGAAAACAUUUUUGGCACUUUGCCCUGAUGCUCUCUGGUCUCAGUUAAUGAGACUUUCCAUUAGACAAAUUUAAUGGGUUAUCACCAUUGCAAUUGAUCAAACUGUAAAGAGGUUGCAUAACAGAGGUCAUAGAGCAAAUAGGUGAAUCAUUUGCAAAUUGCUGAUUGGUUUUGGAUAAAUCUGUUUAAGAAGAUCAUUAUCUUGAGGAUUAGUAAAUGAAGAAGUAAUAACAGUACUAAUUUUAGCAGUUGCGCGUGGUCAGAAUAAUUCUGGAAUUACUUUUAUGUCAAAAACAACCUAACCAUUAUCAUGCAUUGAUCAAGAGCUGACUAGUGUUCUGUAUAGGAUAAUAGAGCCCAUAUUAAAGAAUAUGUCUCUGGUUGGACUCUGGUUUGCAUUAGGAGAUGUACUCCUAUUUUUAGGGUUCAAAAGCCAGCUAAAAAACAAGAACCAGAAGUUAUGAAUAACAGAGAAUUUUACAGUGGAGAGUUGUAAACAGCCGGCUAGUAAAAUCAGGAUUAUUUGGUGGUGGUUGGUGCCCAUUGGUGCAUUCCAUAGGAUGGAAGGCAGAGUGACCAACAGCUGGUGGAGCCAGAACUAGCGACCGACAGACCCAGUACUAGACUGGUUGUAGGCAAAAUGACAGGCGGGUGGCUGAGGGCAGACUGAGCUGGUGGGGCAGUGCUCCUUAGAGCCAUAGCAGAGAAAGCUCAUAUAAAUUGUCAACUCAGUGUAAUGCAACAGUGAAAAGGGCAAAGUUUUUAGGAACGGGACUAGAUAUAUGUAAAAAGAAGUAUUAACCAUAGACUCUGUCCAGUUGCAUAUGCUUUGUGUAAACCCUUUAAAUCUACUGAGCAAGAUUGUGCAUGGUUUUACCAGUCAUCAUACAUGCAUAGUUUGAAAGCAAAUAAAGGAAAUAAAGUAGAUUUUUAUUCAAUGACAUCCAUCGUUCUACAAUGAUUAAAUUUAGUUUUAGAGAGAUUCUUUGUACAAAUAUAAUUGUAAAUGUCCAUAAUAGGUUGGUUUGGGGAUCUUGGAAGUACUUUCUGUCUGUGGUCUCUUCAUUGGAUGCCUUAGGAGAGCAAACCGGUUAUUCCAGCCAAAUUAGACAAUCCUGCCAAACUGCCUAACUUGCUCAUCAGUGCCUUGAAGUCAUUAAAGUUGAUUUUUCCAUCUUUAUCCAAGUCCGCGUAUUUGGAUAUAUCGUUGAGAGACAUUGAACCCUGUAAGUUUUAUUUGGGUGGUGGUAAGGGAGUGAAAAACAAAGCAAAAUAGUUUUAUAUAUGAUAACUUUCAGAAUAGUGAGUUACAGAACAUAUUUAAGCUAAUUUUUUUCCUUGAAACAUGGUUAUCUAUACACAAUAAUUUUGAGCAAGCCUUUUCAUUUCCUUAUAGACGGUGUACAAUUUUAUCAGGGUAUAUGUUGGGUACACCUAUGAACAAUUCUGGAACAUUGUUUUUUUCCCAAUCAGCCCUGUUCUGUGUUCCUCUUCCAAGAUAGAAACGGAGACAAUAUUCUUUGCCUUUCUCUCAGGAGUUAGAGGCUACAUUUGGUUUGGGAAAACAGGAUCUGCCCUGUCCCUUACUUGGCCUGAGUGAAUGGUCUCAUUGAUGGGUGAUGGAGAACUGGGAGAGUGGGGUUAGAAAAGAACUGUAAUUCCCCUUCACAUCCAACGUAACAGGCUUUUAUUGGUUUCAAACACUGCCUUUCAAAAUAAAAAUAUAUAAAUACAAUAUUUUCUAUUUAUAAAUAUUUAUAAAUAUUUUCCCAAAGUAUAAUAGAAAUAUAAAAUGAAAAUAUAUCAAAACAGAAUUUAAAUACUGAAACAGAAGUUUAUAAAACACUGAAAUACUCCGCUAACCAAUAUAUGCAAAAGCCAUUAAUUAUAAUUGUAAGUUUUUUAACUGUUUUCAAAGUUGUUUUUAAGCAGAGGCUUGACAACCAUAUGUCAGGAGUGCUCUGAUGGUGUUUCCUGCUUGGCAGGGGGUUGGACUCGAUGGCCCUUGUGGUCUCUUCCAACUCUAUGAUUCUAUGAUUCUAUGAAAUAGUUGUGACUCGCCCCGUGACCUUAGCGUUGAAGGGUGGGUAACAACUUAAAAUACCAACGCAUCACACCAAGAUAUGUAGUUUGAGUAAAGGGACGUCAAGAAGUGGGACAGAUAGGAUCUGGCUUAGUUCACAAAGGCUCUCAGUGAAUUAACUGACUACCAUUCACAUCUGUGGAAAAAAGACAAAGCACUGUACUUGGAGCAGUUAAGCUAGAAAGCUAAACCACUGAACUUUUGUUACGGUGCAAAAUCUGCUCUGCUCUUGACACUUUGUGGCUCAGCCUCUGUGGCCAUUGCAUACUCUCCCUCUAGCAGUCCUCUUGUACUGAACAGACAGUCUACAGAAAGGUAUAAUAGGCCAGGAAGGCAAACCUAACUCGCUGUGCCUUUAACGUCACAGCCAAAGUAUGCUUUGGUCCUGCCCAAACCUGCCUUUAAUUUAGGGAGAUGGCAAGGCAAAUGUUAAAAUCUGAUGACAUAAGAUUGACAUGAGACCCAUAUUAGUAGGCCUCCAUUAGCCUGUGGCUGGGAUUUUGUUAUUGUUACAGAAACCAGACAUGGCGUCUCUGUGCCCAGCCGCUUUUGUUCCAGGCCACAACCAGGAUCACAGCACUGCCAUUCACUGAACAAGUGCUUCCCAAGAACAUUUGGCAGCUAUUUUUAAUCCCAGGCUGCUGCUUGUGGGAAAAGCAAGAGUAGAUCUGUGGACGAAGAACAAUCUCUUGGCUGUUGCUGGGAGGUGUGAAGGAACUUUGCAUUGAAUGAAUGGCAUGACCUUGCUGCUGUGCACCUUGUGAGAGAGGGUUGGGACUUCUGCUCACCACUCUACAUGGAGCACAAAGAUUGCACUACUCUCAGUAGCUGUACCAGGCACGCUAACAAAAAUAAGAUACAUUUGCAGAUAGUUCAGUCUACUUUUGCAGAGCAUAUUAGCAUUUUAAGCAUUUACGUACUUUCGCACUGCUUUUUAAAAAGUGCAGCUGCACCCUUUUUCUCAUACUUUGUUUUAUUAGCACGCUAUGUGGUUGUUUGAGAGAGCGCAUUUAUCUCUUAGUAUUUUAGCUUUUGUGCUAGCAAAUGCUGUUUGUGAAUGUGACCUGUGGUGCACAUUCUUUUUGUGGCAUUCUUAUCUACUGGGUAUUAUUAUUUCUUUUAAUACUUCUAUGACUCACAUUAAGCUGAAAGACAGUGAUUGCCCACCUAAAUGGGUAUCUGAACAUGUAUUUCUUCAUUGUUCAAAACAAACACUCUAGCCACUAGAUUGUACUGAUCCUAACAGCUCUGGUGAGUUACAUUUUUCAGCUGCAAUUUUCCCUUAAUGUAUAUUCCCACUGUCCUUGCUGAACUCAUCUCACUUAUGACCACAAAUCAAUAAUUUUGUUCCAAAACUAUUAUAAAAAUUACUUUUAUGUAAAAUUUAUCCCCAAUAUUAGCUUUCACUAAAUACCUAAAUGAAACACUUACAUUUUAGCAAGGAGCAUAUAUUUUUUAAAGUACCUAUUAAUUGUGCAUAGUUUUCUCUAGAUUUCAUUUUGCACAGAAAUGGAUAGACUAGACCAGGCUUCCUCAAACUCGGCCCUCCAGAUGUUUUGAGACUACAAUUCCCAUCAUCCCUGACCACUGGUCCUGCUAGCUAGGGAUCAUGGGACUUGUAGGCCAGAAACAUCUGGAGGGCUGAGCUUGAGGAAGCCUGGACUAGACUCUUUGUUUCAGAAGGCACUGGAAUACUUAUUAUGAUUUUAAACAGAACUUAAGCAAAUUUGCUAACAUUUACUCUAUACACAUUCUUGUUUGGGCCUGUUCUGACAGAGUCUUGUUUAUAUCCAUUGAACACUUUGGGGUCUGGUUUUUUUUAAAAAAAUCUUCCUGCUGGAGGCUACCAUAUUAAAAACUGGAUGCUACCAUAUUAAAAGAGAAAGAAAAUUUUGAGGGCUUUAUAUUGUUGGCAUAUUCAGCAAGUUCACUAGGUAAUUCUUAGAGCACCCUUCUGUUGUUCUAAGUCCUGACUUUGACAUCUUUCCAUUGUGGUUCUCAAUUUAUAAUUUCCCCACCUAUUCUGUAAUCCAGUGACGCUCUUUAUGUAAGUAACUUAGAGAGGACUCUCGCCUCAAAAACCAACAACUAACUUCAGCUAAAAUAAUAAUUUUGUUUUCAAAAUUUGAUAUUAUAAUCAACUUCCUUGUCUCUAGCUACUUAAGAUUCUAGCAGUAACUAAAAUUUCACCAUAACACGUUCAUAGAUUGCCCAGUGUUUUGUAUAAUCAAACCCAUAUAUUUGUCUGAAGAAACCCUUAAAAUGAUAAUUAAAAUGUUUGAAAAACAUUUUGAUGGAGAGAUUUCAAUGUUUGAAAACAUGAUUUCAUCUAAAUUAAAACUUUUCAAGUGCGAUCAACAAAAACAAUCUAAAUAUUGCAAAUGUUUUUCUGAACAAUAUUUUCAGCAUAUAAAGUAAAUACAAACAUUCAAGCAUCAGUGUACUAGAUUUCUUUUUGCCUUGUUACCUUUUGUAAAACAUGCUUUUCUUAGGAUCAGAUUAUCCUACUUUUCUCAGGUUGCCUAACAGCUACAAAUAAUCAUUAUAGAAGCAGUUCACCAAAGUAAAGCCUGUAUUAAUUUCAUUCAGACUUGGAUAUGAAGCUACAUAAAUUAUUACAAUGAAUGGAAGCUGUUGUCUAUCUUACUGAAUUAUUCCCACAUUGCUGUCCCUCCCCAUCCCUCCCUUGCUGUCCAGUCAUGUUUUAAACUCUUCAGAGCUUCGUUGGACUAUGUCCCUUGUUUGUCCUUUAGUGAAUUGGAUUUGUUUGGAAAAUACCACAAAUUAGAUGCAGGCUUCAGUAAAUAUUAAUGUUAUCUAGUGUAAUUGGCAGUGCAAUUUGGAAGACUUACCAAAACAUUUGAGAAGUGGCUCUGAAUCAAACUUUUAAGUCCGUCCAUGGAAAGCAGAUGCUUGCUACCUUCUUUCAUAGCAUACUGAGUGAAGAGACUUAAGAGUUGGUCACUAUUAAAUUCUGCCAUAUUUUUGUAUAUUCGAAAGCUGUAAAAGAGCAAACAAAGUUAACAUAUUUUGAAGUUUAUAGAGGGAAAUACAUUGAUUUAAUACGACAUCUACAUAGGUAUGUGGAAAAUGUAGUUUUAUAUAGCAAUUACAAUGAAGCCAUUUUCUCUUAAGUUGCUAAUUCUGCUCAUACAACAUUAAUUGCAAGCUAACUGACAUCAUAUGUGAAACUUCUGACAUGUACGAAGCUGCGGUAUUUUCUUCUGUGGAAAAACUUUAUCAUGUUUUCCUGAAAUAUAUUUUUCCUGGAAAGAUAAAAACACAUUUUUCUUUAUACACUGUGGUGCAAUGCAUUCUGAAAGUAGUAGAAUUGAGGACAUUCAUAGAAGACAUCCAAAAAGACAUAAAAUAAAUAAAUCAUAAUUACCCAAUACUCCAAAAGCAGAGGCUCUGCAAACGCAAUGUGAGAAGCUCAGGGCUGAGGCAUCCUUUUAUGUCUCUCCCGCUCCACCCUGUUAUGCCUCUCACUCCACCCUGAUUAUGAAAUUUGUCUUUGCUGACAGAUGUUGGAUGUGUUACAUACUUUUAACAUUCAAGUUUAUUUUUUUUAAAGAACAAAAUAUGGUAAUUCGAUGCACCCUGCCGGUGUAUCUUAGAAGCUUUGCUUUUUUCCUUUUCAGAUGUGUUUUUGGGAUAAGGAAAUAGCUGGAUAUUGCUAGAACUUUGUUAUAUUUUUAACAGCAGCCCACGCUUUUGUCAGGUCUAUAUAGGAUCUUUGUAACCAGGCACAUUGCAGUAUUACAAGUUUUUCCUGAUUCUCCUCAUUCAUACUUGUAAUACAUCUGUGGUGUAAGUAGGAAAUGCCACAGCAUGCCCUGGCCCAUGCCAGCACUGGAAGGCCCAUGUCUGAUAGUUAAGUCUAUAUCGAUAAAAGAAGCAUAUGCACAAACAUGCCUCUAGCCACCAAGCAACUGUCCCCCCACAGAUAUGCUCCUUGCAGUGCAGUUGCAGCAACAGUGAGACCCUGCCCCUCUGCUGGCUUAUAUUCCCUCACCUGGUGGGUUGUACACCGACAACCUGAGACGUCUUCUGCAUGGAACUCAUUGCCUCUCUUCUUGCUUCAAGCACCUCCUGGUUCUCAGAGACAGUGGGUUGGGGGAAGGUGGGGAGUCUCCCGACCCAUCUGUCGCUUGAACAGCCUCUUCUUCUGCCACAUCCUGCACACCUUCCUUCACCUCCGACUCUCCCUCCUCCCCAUGCCCUGGCUCCUACUUGCGGGUGGCGUCAAACCCCAUAAGUCACUGGUCCCCUCUCCGGGGUCACUCCCUCGGUCCCCUGCCUCCGCCACACACUCUUCAGAGCUCCGUCAGUCCCUGACAUAGCAAUGCACUUAGCAUAGCUUCAUACUAGAUAGCACACCUGUAGCCCUUGAAAACAUCUAUCCUUUCAAAGGAAUUAAGUAACCUAGAAGAAGGGUUUUUUUCUUCCGCUGCUCUGCCUAUAUUUAGUUUUCAAACAGAUUUACUGAGGGAACAAGAGUUUCAAGCAGAGAGAGAGAGAGAGAGAGAGAGCGAGAAAGAAAGAAAGAAAGGAAGAGAAUGAGUUAUAAAAUGACUAUUAAGUCAUCCUGAUUUUACCACAAUUCCAUGUAGUUUUGGCAUUUUAGCAGGAUGUUAGAAACUAAUAAGAUACUUAGACAAAUGGUUUUCAGAAGAGGUAGGUAAUACAGGUAGGUGGCAGCUACCUGUAGUUUGUAAAAUAAUAUUUUAAGCAAAGUAUACUGACUUCAUUGGCCGGUAGUAGUAUAUCAAAUUUCAAAUCUGAAUUCAGGACAAACUAAGCUGAUACUUUUAAUGAAUUCUCUAUAUCACUGGUUCCCAAUUAGCUAUUUACUGAGGACCCCCUAUAUUUCAAAGACCAAGCCACAGACCCCCUACUUUUGAAAAAUUUUAUAGCUCCAUGGUAGUUACCUCUGCAGAGCAAUUUUUUGAACAAAAUAUGGGGUAGCCCCUAAUAAGCAAAGGAUUUUAGGUAUAUUAAAAAACAGACUAGGGCUGAGCGGUACCUGGUUUUCAACAUUGUGAUAUAUCAGCAGUUAAACAUCACAACAUUCCGAUAUAUCAUGAUGUCUGAAAAGGAAGAUCAGGCAUGGGGAUGAGGGAAGGAACGGUCACAGAGAUCUGUUAAGAGAGUCAAGUAAGUAUUUGUGAGGGAGUGGGGUGGGUGCCACUGCUGGUCUGCUUCAGGUUACUGCAUUAACUGCACCUUAUUAGUGAUGAUGUUUUAAAUCUUCAGAACGACACACCUGUUUGUUGUGACAAUGAAGAACACUGCUACUGUUGUAUUGUUGGCUGCAUAGCACUGAUUUGUUACCAUGAUGAUGCCUGCUGCCAUUUACUCCCUGUUUAUCUCCUCUACAUCUAAACACCCCCACAUUUCUCAUAGGGCGUAUGCUAUAUAAACUGGGUGUGUACAUUGAAUCUAGGCAGCUUAAUGAUUGGCCUAGGGCACUAGGAUAUUUCAUUCUGAAGUUAUUGCUGGCCUAGAAGGAAUAUGGUCCUUUCCAUCAUUCCAUUUCUGAUAUCUCCUGAUAAUAAGAUCUAAGAAAACUUAUUAAUCUUCAGUUAUAAACUGUUAUUCAUCUUGUGCAUUUCUGCACCCCCCAUCUGUUGUAUUGAUAAAUGUAUUUACAACAGAACAAAUCUUUGCUAACGAAUUUAUUUGCUUAUUCUCAAAGCCUGCUCCAAAGGUAGUAUGAUGCUGAGAGACAUGAUGUUGUUUGACAGGGUUAAAGGAAAGGCAACAGCUGCAGGAGACUCAGGAAGUGGGGCUUCUAAUGCAAACAGGCAGAAGUAUUGCAUGUUUGGAUGAAGGCAUGCCAAGAGAAGCAAUCACUAUAUAAAAGCUAGUUCCUAAUUUCCAUCCUGCUCUGCCAAACUCAGACGGGUCCAACAUUCAUACUGUUUCACUACAAAAUAAAUAAUAAUAAUAAUAAUAAUAAUAAUAAUAAUAAUAAUAAUAAAUUUUAUUUAUAUCCCGCCCUCCCCAGCCGAAGCCGGGCUCAGGACGGCUAACAACAAUCAAAUAAUCAAACAAUCAAAUAAUCCAACAUUCUAAAAACAUUUCAUUAUAAAAAUUAAUUAAAAUCAAAUUAAUGGCAACCGUUGAGCAAAAUUCUGUGCAGAUUGCCAGAGGAGGGAGUCAGGCUGGGCCGUGACCAAAGGCCUAGUGGAACAACUCUGUCUUGCAGGCCUUGCGGAAAGAUGUCAGGUCCCGCAGGGCCCUAGUCUCUUGUGACAGAGCGUUCCACCAGAUUGGAGCCGCAGCCGAGAAAGCCCUGGCUCUAGUUGAGGCCAGCCUAACCUCUCUGAGGCCUGGGACCUUCAGGAUGUUUUUAUUUGCAGACUGUAGGUUCCUCUGUGGGGCAUACCAGGAGUGGCAGGUACAAAGGUCCUAGGCUGUAUAGGACUUUAAAUGUUAAAACCAGCACCUUAAACAUGAUCCUGUACUCCACCGGGAGCCAGUGCAGCUGGUAUAGUACCGGAUGAAUGUGAUCUCGCAGCGAAGACCCCAUAAGGAGUCUCGCCGCGGCAUUCUGCACCCGCUGGAGUUUCUGGGUCAGUCUCAAGGGCAGCCCCACGUAGAGCGAGUUACAAUAAUCCAGUCUGGAGGUGACCGUCGCGUGGAUCACAGUGGCUAGGUCAGGACGAGAGAGAUAAGGGGCUAACUGCUUAGCUUGGCGGAGAUGAAAAAAUGCCGCCUUUGUUAGAGCUGUAAUCUGCGCCUCCACACAGAGGGAGGUAUCGAAGAUUACACCCAAACUCUUAACGGAUGGUGCUGGCACUAAUUGCACCCCCGCAAGAGAUGGGAGUUGCCCCCCUCAAUCCCAUAUCGUCCCAUCCCAGCCAGAGGACCUCUGUCUUCAAAGGAUUUAACUUCAACCGGCUUCCACGUAACCAUCCAGCCACAGCUUCCAAACAUCUGGUCAGUGUGUCUGGGGCCGAGUCAGGAUGGCCAUCCAUCAACAGAUAGAGUUGGGUGUCAUCGGCAUACUGAUGGCAACCCAGCCCAAAACUCCGGACAAGCUGGGCGAGGGGCGCAUAAAGAUGUUAAAAGCAUCGGGAGAGUAUCGCACCCUGAGGCACUCCACACACCAAGGAGUGGCGCGAUGACAAUUCCCCCCCAAGCGCCACCCUCUGUCCCCGACCAGAGAGAAACGAGCGCAGCCAUUGAAGGACUGUGCCCUGGAUCCCCACUUCGGCAAGGCGGUGGUCCAGGAGUUCGUGAUCGACCAUGUCGAAGGCUGCUGACAGGUCUAGAAGAAUUAGCAGCCCCGACCCGACUUGAUCCAGCUGCCUGCGGAGAUCAUCUGUUAAGGUGACCAGAGCCGUCUCGGUCCCAUGACCAGCGCGGAAGCCGGACUGGAAUGGAUCCAGAGUUGAUGUUUCAUCCAGAAACCUACCAAGCUGUUCAGCAACCGCUCAGGUUACCCAGGAAUGGAAGAUUCGAAACCGGGCGGUAAUUGGAUAGAUCUAAGGGAUCUAAUGAUGUUUUCUUUAAGAGCGGGCGCACCACUGCCUCCUUCAAUUCCCCUGGAAAUAUCCCGGUGCCAAGGGACAAAUUGAUGAUAUCCCCCAGGGGGGCCCGCACCUCGUCUGGACACGCUCUAAUCAGCCAAGACGGGCACGGGUCAAGAGGACAGGUGGUGGGCUUUCCAGCUCGAAGGAGUCUGUCCACAUCGGCUGGGGAUAUCCGGUCAAAGUGGUCCAAUACUGGACCCGAAGACAGAAAACGUCAUUUCUUCCUGUUAUCAACUAUAAAAUCUACCUACAGUAUACAUUAAAGUGGGAAAAACAGAAAUUUAUUUUGCAAUUUUGGCAGUUUAUGUAUUGGUGGGGGGUGGGGAUGAAAUCACAUGUACAUGUACAUGAUCCGUAAUGGUGUCCGUUUCCUAAUCGUAAAGGUGAUUCAAUAAUGUAUGGAAGGGAUGCUGUGGAUUGUUUUAGGGAUCCAGAUUGGAGAUCCUGUCUCAGAUGUAGCUGCAGCUCUUUCUUCUCCAAAUUUGGUGGAUACCUUUUGGUUUGUGCAAGUUGAGGAUGUGGACAUAAUUCUUGGGAAAGUGUGGUCAACUACAUUCUUGCCUAUCCUGGCUUACGACAGCACUUUAGGACUGAAUUGCUUGGUGAUAAAUAUCCCAUUUAGUAAGUAUCCCAUUAGAAAAAGGAACAGAUUUUUAAAAUUAACAAUCAGUCUCCAAUACACCAUUCUUAGACAACAUAUCUGAGUGUGUUGUGGUAUUUCGCCUUGUAAAAUCUGGUUUUGUUUCGUUCAGGUAAUUGGGAAUGGCAGUGAAUAAAGGUGGCAUUUAGUUCUAGUUUUUUUCUUUUAAUUUUUUUUUAAAAAAAGAAUAAAAUUUACUGGUUUAUUCUAUAGGACAGAGUUUAAUUAGGCCAGUGCCAGAAUAUAGCACGGAAGCUUUCACCUACUUUUCAUGAAAUAUCUGACCUCAGAGCCCUCCAGUUCUGUGCCUUCAGUGAACAUUUCUUAUAGGAAUUCUAUAAAUGAGCAGGAAAAUGGUGGAUGUGAUUGGCACCAUAUCUUGUAAUGAUUGCAGUUCUGUAGUUGGUUACCACGACACCAUGGUUUCUGGAAUGAACAUAAUAUUUAAGAUUAAAUAUGGCACACAGUAAUAUUAGAUGUAUAAUACUAAGUCUCACUAAGAGUAGACUCCUGGAAAUCUGUACUUAGGUUAUUGAUUUUAGUCAUUUAUUCUGAAUAUAACUCAUAUUGGAUAUCACCCAUAGUAAACAGUCUAAGAUAAUCAGAUUUGUACUCAUGAUAGGAGAUACCUGGUUUAGAUAUCCAGAGCGCUGGCAGAUAUAGUAGAACAUAACUCCAUGUCCUGCCCAUGUGUUUCUCUUCUUAAGCACCACUCCCAACUCUUUCCAUUCCAUGUAUGUGUCAUGAUGUACAAUGAAGAUGUGCCUGCAUCUCUAGAUUCAGAUGGCCUAUUAGGAAACAAUCAGCAAAGUUCAAAUUUUGAGGUGCACAGCAUCCUUGCAUUCAACAAAUGCUCCAGACACCAGUGACUAACAUCAUAUUGCAGCUUCUAUUGGUGCUCUUUUAAUCCUGGAAUAAUUAAUCUAUGGCGGCAGUCCUAAACUAGAGUAAGCCCCAGGGAACUUACUGGGGUGUGCUUUUGACUAGACAUACUUGGGAUUGUGUUGUAAUUGUGACCUGUGUCCUGUGAGUCAGCAGAUGUUUGGAUAUUAGAAUGAAACCACCUAUCCCUUCCUUAAUUGUUUGUGGUUAAUCAACUAAUUAUCUGUUGGCUGGAAUGUCCACACUUAAUUUGUGGUCUGUAGCAAUUUAUUUUAAACAUCAUAGGGUAAUUCAUAUAUCCUUUGGAAUAUGUAAUUGUAUAAGCUUCUAGCAGGUCAAAGGACAAGAAUGCAAUGGGCCGGCCAAGUCAGGGUGACAAGGACCAUAGGGAGGGCUCUUGUGGGUUGUGGGACCCCUUGCUGGGAGUGAGGGAAUCUUUAAACAAAUAUCCCAGUGAGGGAAGUCCGGGGUAGGGGGUUCCACAUCCAUUCUUUAUACAACAUGGGAUGGGAAACUUCCAGCCUGUGGGCUCACAAGAAGGUCCUAAUCUGGGCCCACAAGAAGGUCCAGUUAUGCCCACAAGGCCAUUUCCCCCAAAUCAUUACUGGUGAUGCUAGCUUAAGGGGUGGGAAAUUUUUGGCAAGUCUGCCCCACACUGUUCUCUUCAGUCUCUAAAAAAGGAUCUGUGUGUGACAGCCUUUUUUCAUUUGAGGUCUGCUUUCUUUUUUAUUUUCUUCAUUGUUGUGUGAUGGAGCAGUUGCUGCCAGAACCAAUGUGUGCUCUAUGCCUUGCAGAGUGAGUGGUAAACUGGCAGGUCCAGACCAGUGCUGUAUCAUUAAUAAAAGACCACUCAAUAGCCUGCUGCAAGAGAUUUACCAAGUGCUUUGAAGAUAAAAUUGUUAAGUUGCAGCUUGUGGUUUCUACAUCAGUUGUUGCAGAUGGAAGAUGUGGACAGGAGACUUGUAGCAGUGAGAGGAGCUACAUGCCCUCUCAAUCUCUGCUCAUCACGGCUGAUAAAGUCUAGAAGUAAGUGACUGACUCGAUGGGUGCAGGGAAUGGUUAAUGUCUCAUUGUGAAAGGGAGUCAUUGAAAGAGGCAGCCCUGCUUGAAAAAGUCCUCUCAGGAUCCAGAGGUCUAAGAAAACUACCACCUAGUCCCUGAUAUUUUCUUCUUGGGCAAGAUGCUCUAGAGAUACAGGUAUGCCUUGAGGAAGCAGUUUAUCUAGACCUGGCUCAAUAUGGUUUCAGGUCCAGAUUUAGCACUAAAGCAGCCUUGGUCCCCCUGGUUGAUGGCCUUUAUUGGAAGACAGAUGGAGUGGGAGUUGGUUCCCUGUAGCUUUUCCUUGACCUCUCAGUGGUUUUUGACACGGUUGACUAUGAAGACCUUCCGGAAUUACUCUGGAAGAUGGUACUCGGAGGCACUGUACUGUGGCGGUUCUGCUCCUACCUGCAGUGCUAUUUGUACUAAGAGACUGUUGCUCAGCUCCGUGGCUUUUGAGCUGUAAGAGUACUGUAAGGUUCCAUUCUGUCUUCUAUGCUGCUAUGAGGCAUAUUUCCAGUACAAGAAGGUGCACGUGCUUGUUCGCCACACAGCCGCUCAGAUGAUUUCUCCACAGUCAUGGUGACAUUCACACCAUCUUGUGUCAGAUGCUCACAGACGGCAUGAAGCACUGUUUAAUUGAAUUUUUUCUUCACUGAAAACUGUAUCCAGUACAGUCAGAAUAAAAGCCACUUUCAAAUGGGCUAGAAAAGGGGGGAUUUCUUUACACUGUUCAUGUCUCUUAUCCACAUGCAACUGGAAGGAAAGUUUAAAAAAUGUUUUUGUGGCAAGAAAGAAGUCAGUUGAAUACACCCUAAAAUUAAAUACAUCUUAGGGUGUGGUUUCCAAAAGCUUGCUCUCUGAAGUCUGAUAAGGAUGGAUAAAGUUGCCAUCCUUUAACUGCCGAGAAUGGAAAAGGGCCAAAUAACCCUUAGGGGCAAAAAGGGUGUGUACUGCAGAUAACUCUAAGAAGAUAUAUAAUUAAAAUAGUGUAUAUAGUUUUGAGUUCAGUAUGAAUCUUUGGGCUGGCACAUGCACGACAUUUUAUCAUUUUGCUAUGCUAAGAGGUUUUGCUGCUGCAUCUACACAAUCAUUAAAAUAAUUCAGUUACAGAUAUGCAAAUACCCAGUUGAUCGUACCUAAGGACUAUCUCAAGCAUAAUGUGAGAUCCUAUGGAUAUUGCUCUGAGGUAAAGUGCAUUAUAUAAACCCUGGGGUAAUGAUGCAGAAACGUAUAAAAGCAUAAACACAUCAGAAAUAAUAGGGAAAUGUAUAAACAGUUUUGAAUAUAAUGCUUGUAGAAAGUUAUCUCCCCUGAAGAUAACUUUGUGAUAGUAUAUAACAAUAAUGGCAGUCACUUUAAUUCGGAUCCAUUUGUAAAAGAAGAUUUUCUGUCAGGCUCCAGCAGAGGGAGAUAUCAGAAAUUUGCUUCCUCUUCAUGCCUUUUUCCUUUUGAGUUGUGCCUUUUAGAAUAUAAGAUUAGGAGACGAGAGUACCUGUGUUUAUUGAUCUUAUAUAAGCUGUUCUCAUAGUCUUUUUGGCUAAAGAGCAGAUUAAAAAUACUGCUAGUGAGGAAGUGCAUAAGGAUGCUCAUUCAUGUCCUGUUGAAGUGGCUGGCUGCAUCUUUCGAUUAAUUAACUAGUCGUUACGUGUAACUAGUGUUUCAUAAACAGCAAAUGUAGGUCACCAGAGUGUGUUGAAGUGGAAAACAUCAGAUUGUGUGUGUGUGUGUGUGUGUGUGUGUGUGCAUUGUUCAUAGUAAGCCUGGAAAGAGCCAAGAUUUAGGGUAUCACAAAGUACGGCUCACAUCCUAAUUGGGAUUGUUGAAACAGAAAAGUGGGUUGGAGCUGCUCCAGGCCCAGUUACCUCUGGCUGGAGAUCUAUUCGUACAGAAAGAAGAUGAGCACAGGAACACAAAGGAAGAAGUGGCACGUUGGAGGGGCUGGUGUUGCACAAGAGGAUUGUAGGAAGUGAGCAGGAAUGUGGGAGUAGGCAAUGGGUGCACCUAGUAAGGUUUCUAGAUUGGUAUACAGAUGGUUAACUGGGAAAUUAUUGGGAAAAACUGAUAUGAGUUAAAUUUGCUGGAGAAUAUAUCGAUAGGGAAUUUUUCAUUCACCAGGACAAAUAGAUAUAAGUGGCGUGUUAUAAAUUAGCAUGAGAUAGAAUUCAAGUGAACCAAUGUCAUCCUUAUCCAAUGAACCAAAUAUUUCAUUGAUUCUAAUAAAUGAAUGGGCAUGUAUUAAAUAUGGAUGGAAUGUGUCAGGUUUCAGAAACUUCAGAAGCUCAUCUUUCAAGUUAUUCUUUUCCUUAGAUAAUGGAAUGCACUUUUCACAAGACUUCGUUUUAACUCAACUUUAUGUAUUGCUUACUCUCACAUUACACUAUACUACAGUAGGGGAAGUGAUUGUAAUCAACCCAAGUGAGAUGUGUGAGGUGUCGGCUUUUGUAUCACUUCUCCUCCUGUCAUCACCCCCACCACGCCCUGUGGAGCAAAUUGUUCUUUUUAGCUCAAGUUGUUCUGCUCUUGCACAGCUACCACUCAGUUUAACAACCUUACUGAAAGAAAUAUCCUGUGACGACUGUACCCAUAAUGUAAUGAUAGCUUAGAGAAUAAAGCAGUUCACAUUUCUUGAGAUGUUUUUAUUGUCAUAAUCUUGUUCUCAUGCCUCAGAAAGAAACCAGUCUGUUACUUUAGGGUUUCGUCCUUUAUGAUUUUGUUUUGCUUUCUUUCUAGAAAUUGUAGUGCUCUUGUAUAUUCUUGUAGGGCGUACUAUUGGCUUCACCCCAUUAGUUUGGCCAUCACAGCCUCAAAUUCUUCAAAACUGACUUCUCCAUCAUUAUUUUUGUCCAUCUCUUUGAAUACGGCAUCAAUAGUAGAAGCCUGUGAUUUUAAUACAAAACAAGAAGGUCAAAUCAGUGGAUGUCACCUUAGUGACAAUAAUAUUGCUAUUUUCUCUACUUUGAGAUUUGCUGUCUCUGUGAAGCAGUCCCUGGCUUAUACUUACUCAAGUCACUGUGUGGUUCAUUUUUAAAGUUUCUUAGGUUACCAUUUGAUAUUUGGCUUCCCCAGUUGUUUAACAAUGAGGGUCUAUAUAGAUUGUAAUCCUACACACACACACUUAGACUAAGUCAUACUCAGAGUAGAUCUGCUAAAAUCGAUGGACAUAAGUUAGCAGCCAAGUGGCUCUAUUCUGAAUAUACCUUUUAAGAUACAGCCAGUCGUUAAAUAAUUUGAGCACUUAGUAAGAACUAAGUGCUUUAAGGACUGGAAUGCCAGUUGUUAAAUAUUUUACUAUAAAUAAGAUACUAAAACUGAUAAUUAUAGCACUGGUGCUACAAUUACAAGCAAAUUUCUUAAACGCAAUGGUCAGUUUUGCUCCUGCCGUGGAGGACACCUACUGACAUGCUGCUCAUCUAAACUUCAGCCCAGCAUUUAUUGUGUCUCUGUUUCUGUGAUGGGUUGCUUACAGUGUUAGUCCUGCUCAGAGUAGACCCAUUGAUAGCAAUGAGCAUGACUAACGUCAUCAAUUUCAGUGGGUCUAGUCUGAGUAUAACUUAUGUGCCAAUGAACCUCCAGCAAUCUAUCUCAGGCAUUGUGGAGUAAAUAUAUAUACAUUAAAUAAAACAAUGUACAGUACAUUAUGGGACUAUGAGCACAUGCCUCAUUAGGAAAAAUGGAAAUGCUUGGGGCUUCAUUCUUUUAAAUUCUGCGCUUUCUGCAGUCUUGCUCUCUUCACCCCCAGUUAAAUAUUUGGCAAAUAUUUCUGUAAUUGCUUUUGGACAUUUCCACACACUUUCUUAUGCUGUCUCAAUGAAACAAUUAUGGACUUGCCUUUGGUACAUUUGGAAAUUCCUUCUCAAUUAAUUCUUUCAGUUCACAUUGGGAUAGUUGAUUAGGAUCCCCCCCUUUUGAAGCAUACUUGGCAAAAACCUUUCUCAAUUCUUCAGUAGAUGUCUUGGCCAUUUUAUAGAACUCCUGAAAAGGUAAUGUUCCAAUGUGCUCAAAUUAGAAAUAAAGAAAAGAACACAAAACUAGAAUAAGCUAACAAAAAAUCACCACAAAAGAUGAUAGAAAUAUGCAAAUCACUUGAUUAUUAUUUAUAUUUCACUCUUCUAUGAAAAACUAAACAAAGUGACUUACAAAUAAAAACAAAAUCAAAAGAUAACAAAAGCAGUCAUAACAGUCAAUCAGGAUUAUUUAAAAAACAGUGCAAAUAACUUUGUUUAAAACUGUUAUCUGCAACAGUUUUCUGUACAUGUUGCAGCUUCUGUUUUUCAGUCUUCCACAAUUGCAGCUACAGGGCAAAUUCAUAUAUUUAAACCUGUUACCUUAUCCUGAUCAAAUUGCAUGUCCAUUGAUGGCCCCCCACAUUUCUGUUUGCAAUUUGUAUGCAACCUACUGACUACCUGAACAGAUUUAUUGCAGCAGAAAAUAUAUGGGUGGUUUUUUUACACAUUUAUUCAAAAGUUACAAUACAGCUUUGUCCACGGUCAUAAUAUCACAGAAUGAUUACUCCAUUCUUCAAUCCCACAUGUCUGUCAUGUUGGCUCACCAAAUAUCCUCAGUAGGAACCCUACUACCAAUCUGGUUUACUAGACAUUUUCAAUCAAUAUAUCCCGUCCACAGACACGUCUGCAAUGCUGUUGGCAUUAAAAUACCUGGUUCUUCAGUGUUUAUGAUGAAGACUACCUACAGCUGCACCAGUAUGAAGCAAAAGCAAUAGAGUAAUGUAUUUGAAUUUACAUGUUACAUACUCAGGAUGAAUGCAAGGACAAGCAACAUUUUGAACAUAGUUUUUAUCUAGAACAGUAUUAGAAAGAUUGGGAAGCAGGUGAUCAACACAGAAGACAGGCGAGCAGCAGAUAAAAUGGUAUAUGGCAUGAAGAAAUAAAAGUUGAAAAAACUGAAUUUCUUGAUAUCCCGGCUUUCUGUCUGCCACUUUGUGGAGGCAAAAAAACCCCACCUGGUGAUACCCACUCACUCUACAAUUUCUAGGUUCAUUUCCUUGGAAGCACACCCUGCCCAUUUCAAAUUACUUCCAAUUAAGUGCGUUUUAGGAAUACUAACUUGGAACUUCAUCUUUUGCAAAGUUCAGUUCCCUGAUCCAGCAAGGGAAUUGCAAUGAUCAGCUACAGAUGGGCUAUUCAUUGUUGGUGGGGAUGUGCAAUCCUAAUUCUAUUGAACGGUUUAAGAAAGGCGCUUCCAUAGCCACUGUCUCACAUUGUUAAUUCUAACAAUAACAUUCUUGUAGCAUGAUUAUAAUAGGAUUUGAGCCGUUGCAUUUAAGCAACUGAACUCUGUGGAGGAUUAGUGCUAGGGCAUACCUACUUCGUGGUUUUUCAAUUCAUGCCCCUCAGAAGGGGCCUGGGGGGGUGAAUAUUGCACACGCACACACACCCCUUUAUAGGGGGGGUUGCUACAGGUUGAAAAAAAAUUACACAGCUUUUCAUAUGGCAUUCCCACAAUGCAAUACUAUAUAGUAGAAUUGCAUGACAAUACUUGCUGUUUUGUUAGCAAUGGCAUCUCUAAAUAAUAAGUGAUACUAUACUGCCAAUAGUAAAGCAAUUUAAAUAUGGAUAUCAAAUGAUUUCAGAACUAGUUGCAAGUGCCAGUUCUAAAUUAAUUUGUGCUGCAGGCUGAAAAUGGGGCUUGUUUUUCAGACUGACCAGAUGAGUUUUAAAAUGGAUAAGAAGUUGCAACUCGGUGUCAUGCAGGGUAGUAGCCCAAGACUGAGUAAACUACAGCUUCCAGGGCAAUUAUUUAAAACAAGCAUAGAUUAUCACAUGAAAUUCAGAUCUUACUUACCUUGCUCCGCAAACCUAAAACCCCCUGAAAUUGUCAAGGCAGCUUUAAAAGACACAGUUUGAGACUGGCAUUCUUAUAGUCAUCUGAGGCAGGAGUGUCAACCUGAUUGUGAAAUGUUUGUGUUGUUUGUUGCUAUUAACAAUAAUAAUUAAUAGUUUAAGUUUGUUUGUACUUCUUUCCCAUGUCUUUGUUUCCUAAUUAUAUUUCUGCAAGAAAGAACUCCCUUUGACUAGGGUUGCCACCUUUGUUCUGGCAAAAUACAGGACCGGGAGGGGCGGGGCGGUUGGGGCUGAUCCCCCCCCCCGCCAUCAUGCUUCAGAGCAAUCCAUUGCAAUCUACUGCAGCCUAACAGGAUGGCGCUGGAAUUUGACACAGAAAAUGCCCUUUCCCACACGUCCACCUCCCAAACCUCUGAGGACAGUGGAUCUAGCAAGAGAGUCCUGUACACCUGGAGAUAUUUCAGAUAUUUGUGACCAGAGUUGUUUAGGGCUUUAGUGUGAGCACAGUGAAUUGGGCCUGGAAAUAAACUGGGAUCCAGUGCAAUUCUUUUAAAAAUAGUGAUAGGAGUUCUAAAUGGAAUCUCAAGUAAUCUGGCAAAUUGAAGUUUCUGGGUCGUCUUCCAGGGCAGCCCCAUGUAGAAUAUUGUGGUCCAAUCAUUUCUGUAUAGGUUAGCAUUAGCGAAGGGUUUGUUACCAUUUUGGUGCUAAGUGGGUUUUUUCCACUAGGCUAACUUUUCACUCUUUUAAGCUGUUGCGAGUUUUUAUUCAUGUGAGUUUUAUCUUCUUCUAGCGUUGUUUUAGAGUUGUCUAUGUUUUUAAAGUUUUUAAGCUAUCCUUGUAAUGCUGAUGGGCCACUGAAGGACAGGACUACAUUUGGUGGAGGGAGGAUAUUUGCUACAGAUGCUUUGAGCUUCCAAGCAAAGAAAAAAAAGUAGAUUUUUCUUCUAAUCAUCAGAUUACAGGUGAAACUUGAAAAAUUAGAAUAUCGUGGAAAAGUUCAUUUAGUUCAGUAAUUCAACUUAAAAGGUGAAACUAAUAUAUGAGAUGUGUAGUGGCUCUUGAUGCACUAACUCCAGCCUCAGUCCACUCCUUGUGAAAGUCCCCAACACAUUUGAAUGGUCUUUUCCUGACAAUCCUCUCCAGGCUGCGGUCAUCCCUGCUGCUUGUGCACCUUUUUCUUCCACACUUUCCCCUUCUGUAUAACUUUCCAUUAAUGUGCUUCGAUAUAGCACUUUGAGAACAUCCAGCUUCUUCUGCAAUUCCCUUUUGAGGCUUUUCCUCCUUAUGGAGGGUCUCAGUGAUGGCUUUCUGCACAACUGUCAGGUCAGCAGUCUUCCCCAUGAUUGUGCUUCCUACUGAACCAGACUGAGAGACCAUUUAAAGGCUCAGGGACCCAUUGCAUGUGUUAUGGAUUGAAUAGCUACUGCACCUUUUCACAAUAUUCUCAUUUUCUGAGCUUGUUAAUUUAGGAUUUUCAUCAGCUGUACGCCAUGAUCAUCACAAUUAUAACAAAUAAAGGCUUGACAUAUCUCGCUUUGCAUGUCAUGAGUCUAUCUCAUAUAUUAGUUUCACCUUUUAAGUUGAAUUACUGAAAUAAAUGAACUUUUCCACGAUAUUAUAAUUUUUUGAGUUUCACCUGUAUGUCUUCAGUGUUGUAUCAGCUGCUUGCUGUUAUGAAACAUCUAAUAUUGUUUUCAUAAGAGUGAAUGGUGCGUUCUUUGUGUAGCAUUGAUCCUCAACCAUAUUUGACAGAAAUUUCAUUAGUUCAUAUAUACCCUUUGUGUGUACAUGGGAAGUGGAAGAGUAAAAUUGCCAUAUGAUGAUAAACUAAAAUCUCAAUUGAGCAAAAAUCUUUUAGCCUCUUGCAUUCUAAGCUUCAGUCUUAGCAAAAUGCUUAAAUGUUAAUUUAAAGUUAAAUCAAUGUAAAUAUUAUUUGAAAUCACUUGGUCAACUCACCUAACACAGUGUUGAGGCCUUUGUUUUUCUUUUUGUAAGUUUGAUUCUCCCUUUUCUGCUUAAGUUUAACUGGGUCAGGCCCAUUUUUUUCUGGGAAAGGAUUUCUAAAACGCAGAAGAUCCACAUAGUAAAUACACUGGGCGCUACACCUUCAUUAGAGCAAAGCACACCCAGUAUACUGUCAGUAGCUUAAUAUAAAGAACAGAGCUAAUGUUGAAACUCUUCCCUGACCCUCAACAUCUCAGUUUCAGUGGUAGUAUCAUCUGUGGGUUGAACCUAUUUUUAUUGUAUACAAUGUUGCUGUACUAGAAACAUGGGAAGAUUUAUGGGCAUGCAAGGUGGUGACCCGAGUGCUUUGUAUAGCAUAGAAAUAAUGUAAACCAAAGUAAAUAUUUUUCUUCGUUAAGGUCAUUGACAUGCCUGAACACAAUCCUGGAGACAUGGGAGGAACAAUGAGACUAGGGGAAAGGAAAACUAUCUUUAAUACAAAGGACUCUAUCUUAAGUAAGUCUUAAGUUCUUUGGCAAAUGUAUUUGCUUCUGUGAUAUAUAUAUAUUUUUAAAAAACCCAUAUCUGUAUGUGAAAAUAAUACAUAUUGAUAUAAUGUUUGCGGGCCUUAAGUGUAAUAAUGGUUUGAUUCAGUACCUUUUCUUAAUAUUUAGUUAUGAUCAUGGAAAAAUAAGGGGCCUAAUGUGUAUCGUCCAAAAAAGUAAUAAGUAGUCAUAUUCCCUUUUCUUCAGAAGUCCUGCUUUUUAAUAUACGGCACAGUCUUUAUGGUUUAAUAAGACCAACUAAAAUUUGUUGACCUGUUCAGAUUUAUGAAAAGUGUGCUUCCCUUGUAAAGCAUAAAUCAAAAGCCCCCUUGAUACCACAAGAAAGCACAAAGCACCUCGUCUUCCCCCUUUUCUUUCCCGGCUGUAGUAGGGAUCCUCAAAUUUCAGAAAAUAAUUCAAAUACCUUCAGAAAACCAGUCCCGGUUCUUUCGGUAGUUGAUUGAUUGCAGCCCAUUUGCAUAUGAAGCUUCGGGAGUGCCUCUUGAUUAACGCCAAUUAUCCAGAUUAAGGAGGAACCUUCCUCAAAGUAACAGAGGCUAGUCUAUGAUGGGGGCACACUCCCAGAUCGCUCCCGUUCUGCCUUCCAAGUUGGCAGACACAGGGUUGCACGACACUGUGGGAUGCAGUGGACUUCCCAGACCCCACUGGAAAGCACCAGGAGGAUUUAUGCCUCAUGGCAUCCCUUUCCCCUGCCUGAACUUCUUUGAAGCCCCUGGAAGGGCUACGGAGAACAACCGCCAUUGAAUUGUGGGCAUGGCUGGAAACCUGUACUUCACAUUCUAAGUUGUGCACUAGCCAAGCACAGCCUGCCUACAAUCUAUCCUUUAUUAUUGUUGCAUAUUUGUUCUAACUUUUCCAUCCCAGGUUGAAAAAGAGUACAUUCACAUGAAAACUGGAUUUUAAAAAACUCCGUCAGAAUUGUGGUUCAGUAAAUAUCAAACACAGGCUGUGUUGCAUUCUUCAACAAUCAAAUUCCAGAAAAUGAGGGGUGCUAAAAAGUUGUAACAUGACUUAGGCAUUCAGAGUGUAUUUUGAUUACAUUUAUAUAUUUAGAUAAGUUUAAUGUGUGUAAAAUUGCAUGCACAUCAUUUAAAAUGAUUGCCAAGCACUUGAAGUUAUAUUAUUAUUAUUAUUAUUAUUAUUAUUAUUAUUAUGCAUUACCUGACACUUUCAGGUGGUAAAAUUAAAAUUCUUUGCUUUUAUGGGAGCAGUUCAUGUGCUCCUUCAUCAACCAUAGAUUUACCAAGCUAAACGUUAUCCAAUCACAAAAUUAAUAGCAGAUUUGAAUUUCUCACACCCAAAAACAUAUUUUAGGACCCCUCAUUGAAUAAAUUAGCAAAAAUUAAGUUUCGCCUGCUAAAAUAACACACCGUAACACACAUGCCACUGAAGAUAAGAACUUGUCAAAUAACAAACCUAUUAAGCUAUUCAUUUUCAUGUAAGCUGUAUAAUUUCGCCUUUAGGCAGUAUUGUUUUUGACAAGUAGUGCAAUAAGCAUAAUCAUAAUACUUUGGAUUUAUAAUUAAAACACUGGUAUUAAUUAGGAAGACAUUGUUAAGGAGCCAUUUAACUCAUAACGUGAGGAGUGUAAUCUCUCAGCCCUCCCGGAAGAGGCACUUAUAGUUGCUGUGAGAGAUGGAAGCUCCAGAUUGCUUUCCUGUUUGUAAAUAACUGGAUUGGGGGGGAAACUAACUUGGGGAAAAAGACAGAAAUUUCAUGACUGUGUGAUCAUUUGUUUAGAUUGGUGGUUGUAGAGUCAGUGAAAUACCCCCCUGCUUUUGUUGACCUGGGGCAUAUGCUUGUUUUAGAUAUAUCAGUUUUCUAGCUCCUUUAUUCAUGAUCUUAUUAUUGUAAGGAAGCUUUGCUUCAAGGCAAAGGAAUAGUUUUGGGUCACUGCAGUAAGAGUGCCUCAUUCACUUUCUCCGAGACUGGCUGGCCAUCUCCAUGGGAGGGUUUGUGACUUCCUUAUGACUUUCCUUUCUCGUGGCCCCUCAUGUCAUCCUAUCUCCCUCUGUCCCAGGGACCCUGGAUCUGUGAACUUCUGGAAAGUGAGGUUGACCCCUGAACUCUCAUGCCAUUUCACUUUUUUAAAUAGUAGUAGUUAGUGUGUAAUACUUUAAGAUGGAUGGGCAAGCUUAGUGUCAGAGCAUCUUCCUUAUUCGCUGAAGGUCCCAGGUUCUGGGGAGUCACUGCUAGUCACUGUUGACGGUGCUGAGCUAGAUGCACCAAUGGUCUGACUCUGUAUAAGGCAGCUUCCUAUGUUCCUGGCCAUUCUUUCUGCUGAAUUUCACAAGCAUCCAAGAUAGCUGCAAAGAAACUAUAUUCCAGUUUAGGCUUUGCCACAAAAAGGGAAGUACAGAAAAUAUUAUGAGCUGCAGAAGAAUGGACAUGACAUAGAAUUUGACAUGAGGUCUCUUGAAGCUGCACUUCUAAUCCCCAUCUGACAUGUCUUUUAGAUACAUGCUUCACUAUCUUCAAAAAGAUGUGUUUUUGAAGUAUUUCUCUUUUAUUCCAGUCCUUCUCCUCCAAUUUCUUAAACUCUACAUAUAACCCCAAUCUGCUUUUUGUCCUUGUUUGUUGUGUAUGUUAUAAGAUGCAGGAAGUGUCUAGUUGCCUCUGGCAAGGUCCGCAUGUAGUCCGGGAAGAUAGGGAGCCCUAAAGUUUGUUUUAAAAUUCUAAUGAUCUUCCUUGCUUAUCUUUUAGAUAUGUUCAGCAUUGUCCUGCCACAUUACAUGGCUAGACUGCAUCUAUUUGAAUAUCUGUGUUCUUUUAUACAUAAUUGAUUGGAAAAAUAUUAGAUUAUACACAAAAACGUUAUUUUUACUUGUAACAGUACUGCAGAAGUAACCCUUUAAAUGUAUUUGUAGGGAAACUUUAUGGUGAUGAAGUUUUUGUGGAAGAACGACACAGGCAUCGCUAUGAGGCAAGUAACUGCUAAUGUAAUUUUUGCUGUCUAUCAGCCGUGCUCAAUUUGGAGUCAAGGCAAUGCCACGUGUUCAUUCCAUCAGGUUUUCAUAGUAAGGCCAUGAGAACUAUUACCUAAGACUGUAUAAAACUACAGACAAAUGUAGGCUUUAAAGGGGUGUGGCGGAAGUGUAUUUUAUCAGCAUUUCCCUUCUCUGGAAUGGAAAGUCUUCAUAGAAUCUGCAUAAUAAGUCUAAACCAUAAAGUCUUAUGGACUACUGCUUGAGGUAUGGCACCACAUACCCAUUCAACAAGGAAAGUCCCAAACCUUACUGCAAAUAAACUCAGUGCAAGGUGGUGUUUCCUUCUAUGUGCUGUUCCUUAAAUAUGGAGGAGGAGAUAAAAUCCUUCACAUAGGGGGACAAUCCCAAAAGAAGCUAAAGAAACACUUGUCAGCCAAAGUGAGGCUUUAUGAAGCAGAGUCCACUGGAAACAGAGUUGCAGAAAAGAGUCCAGGGUCAUUCAGGCCCGGAGUUUAUCACAUCAGUAUUGAUACUCAGAGCCACCUGAAAUUAGGGGUUUGAAGGUUUGAGAAUAGGCACCCAGAUAGGCACUCUAAAAACUUAAGCAGAAUGUCUACCAGCAAAACUAAUGAAAAUGCACAAAGGAAACUCGGAGAAAGGGAAUCAUGGAGGUCUGAGGGGAGACUCAGGUAGGAAUCAGGAGAUUCCGGACACUCAGUUCAGAGAUUCAUUUUAUAAAGUGCCUCUUCAAAAGGACACAUGAAAACUCAGGACUCUCCAUAACCAAUCAACAGCAUUGCUUCGACUAGAUGAGGAACUGAGGAAGAUUAAGCAACACGGUUUCAGGAGGUCCCAUGCUAUUAUAUGGAGAGUAGCUGCCACUGAUCUGGUGCCCACCAGAGGUAUUGAACUGUAACCACCAUCAUUCCUGACUGUUAGCCAUGCUGUCUGAAUCUGAUGGAAGUUGUAGUCCAAAAGGAGGGCACCAGUUUGGAGAAGGAUGGCAGAGGGGGUGGACACUGCCUUGUCUCUUUUAAUAGGGUUAGGUGGGAAAUUUUCAAGUGUACUUUGACUCAGCUUGCUAGAUCUUUUCCAGACUAGCUAACGUUUGCAGACAAAAGUAAGCCUCUGAGUCAAGCUGCUUCUGAGAGGACGCAUAGAACAAUAGCAGAAUACUGCACUCUGGCAACAAAGGACUUAAAUACAUUUUUUUCUGAUUCUGUUUGUUUUGUUACUAGGCUACACAAUAGUAUACAGGCAAAGACAGCUUUCUUUCUUUCUAUCCAUUAUACUUCUUAACAUUGAGUGUUUUUUCUCUCUUCCAGAAAUGAUAAAUGAGUAUUUCCUUUAAAACUGAUUCCCAUAUUUUGUAAUACCUGCAAAUUGCAACAUAUGCUGAUUGCUGUUUUGAAAUCCAUUGUCUCAGUUCAAGGUGCUGUGAUUGAACCAGGAUUUGGUAAUCAUUAGUGCCUUUCAGGAUUUCUUCCAUUCCUGUUCAGCUGGAUAUCCAAAUUGAGCAAAUGCUAUUCAGGAAACCCUAUAUGAAGUUUCACCAUUUCAAACCUGGUUUCAAAUGGUGGUUUGGAGACAGCUUUCAGCCAUAGCUUUCCUGAUGUGGAAGUCAGGCCAAACCAUGUUUGAGCAAAGGGGUAUCUAUACACAAGGGGAAGAAGGAGGAGUGCGAGUGUGUGGCACUCACAAAUACCAAACCAUGGUUUGGACAUUAUGUCUGAAACAGUCUUAUCAUGUUAUUGUUAGUCCUGAAAGCUUUCUUUCAUUAGAACCAUCUAAAAAGGUAUGUUUCAGCAAGAGAGAGAGAUUAUUGUAGCGCAAUAACCAUCUAUAUGCAUUGCCAAUACUGAUUCAUAUGUGGAUGCACAUCUCCACAGGUAUUGCAGUUUUCAUCUUAAAAGUAUGUUUAUCUUCUCUCUUUUGCUUUGCUCUUUCAAAGGUGAACCCUGAGUUGACUCACUUCUUUGAAGAUAAAGGUUUGAGAUUUGUUGGCCAUGAUACUGAAGGGAAAAGGAUGGAGGUCAUUGAGUUGAAUGGUAAGGGCUUUGGUUUUUAGCUGCAGCAUUCUCAUAUAUAGGAAAUGGAGGGUUCACUGUACAGAACCACACCUGACAGAUACACACUGGAGAGGACUUUUAUCUGCAGUUCUCAUUCGGUCUUCUGUUAAAAAGAAGGAAAGCAGAUUUCAGUUAUUUCAGGAAGCCACAUUUGUGAAGAGGGAAUUGCCCUGUUUUGGUCUAUAACGACUCUAUUUUCAAGUAGCAGCUGGUCAAAUGGUAGGCUACAUGAACCUGUAGAAAGAAAAUAUGCUUCUUAGUUAAAAAAACAGCAACAAAAAACAGCCAGGCAGCCUAAUUUUGGAGGAUAUGUUCCACAGUCUGUUUUGCUCUAAGGGAAAAUGGGCUGGAAAGAGGUACAGAAGAUGCCUUGCCUUGGUGGUUUUAUAUACCCCAGACACAUCAGCAGACACCCAAAAAAUGGCUGAUUGCUUUCUUGUGGCACAUUUUGUGGAGACACAAUCAUUCAGCUUUACACAAAUACUCAGCUUUAACUGUUCUUGCAGAUGUUUCAAGUCUAAAUUGUUCUUAAGGAAAAUGUUCUUAAGGAUAGACCACUCACAAAAUGUCCUGCUUAUUUAUUUGAAAUGUCUAUAUAUUCGUUUUUUCAAACAAAACUCCAAAGUGACUAAUCACCAGUAUGCAUAUAGAUUGACUUACAGCCAUUUAGUCAUGGCUAUUUACACUUUAAAGGUGUUGCUGCCCAAUAAGGUAUGUUUACAACAUAUUUUUAUUUACUGCUAACCACAAAGUUUGAAAUCUCUGUUUUAAAGCAGACAGUGUAAAAGUCUUGAAUUCCAGGCACUGACAUUUGUCAAUACUUCACAUUUAGGAAUAUACAUAUCCUUUGUCACAAAUGUAUGAUACUGAUAUUAAAAACUGAAUUAUUGCAGAGAUACUAGCUGUCUGUAAAAACAAAAAUGUAAAUUUACCUGAUUAUGAAAGCCUGAAGCCCAUAAUGAUUAAAUUUGGCUCCAGGAUGUGACAGAAAGAAGUAUUUCUAUAGUCUCAUGCUGAUAUGGCACAAAACAUAGGUUGUCCUUUUGGAGGUAUUUCAAAACCUAUAAGAAAAAACUGUCUAAGUGCAUUUGUUUUAUUUCUGCUAUAUUGCUUCUGAUUUACAUACUGAAAAUAGUUCUGCACAGAUCUUGAUAAAAUAUGACAGUGUUGUUAAACACUGCUGCUAUGAAAGAAAUAACAUAAGCAAUGCUAUAUAUAUAUUUUUCCUUUGUCACAUUCAUAUCAAAUCAUAUCAUCACAUACAACUUUGCUCAUACCGAGCAUCGACUCCCCCCCCCCACUCCCUGACUUUCUUAAGCAAUCACAAUCCUCUUCGCAUUUCUAUAUCACCCUAUUUACCUUCUUACUAUACUUUUAAAAAAAUUCUUUAGUAUUUGUAAAUCAGUUUCAAAAAUUAUCAUUACAAAAUAUUUUAAAUCAAACCUGCAAAUGUUCUCCAAUUUUUUCAAUGUUCUUUCAUAUAUUGAAUAAAUUUACUCCAGUCCUUUUCAAACAGUUCGUCAUGCUGGUUUCAGAUUCUCCCUGUCAGUUUUGCCAGUUCUGCGUGUUCAAUCAUUUUUAUCUGCCAUUGUUCCAAAGUUGGAAGUUCCUGCUGCUUCCAUUUCUGGGCUAAAAGUGUCCUUGCAGCCGUGGUAGCAUACAUAAACAUAUUUAAGUCUACUUUUUGAAUUUCUUCUCCCACAAUAGAAAAGCCUCCGGUUUUUUAAUAAAAGUAUAUUUAAAGAUCUUUUUCAAUUCAUUGUAUAUCAUAUCCCAGUAGGCUUUACUACACAUCCACCACAUAUGGAAGAAAUUCCCUUCCUUCUACUUGCAUUUCCAACAUGCUUUAUCUUGAGUUCUAUACAUUUUAGCAAGUUUAGUUGGCAUCAAAUACCAUCUAUAUACAUCAUCUUCAUUAAAUUUUCCUUAAAGCAAGCAAUGCAAUCCUUAAUGGUUUUCCAGAAUCUGUUUUGGGUGGCAAGGCAAGACUUUUCAUUCGUAGCAAAAAACAAAUUAGCUAAGCAAAGAAAUACAGUUGCCUUGCCACUAAUAGGCAAAGUAUGCAAGUUUUGAUAUGCUUGUGGGGUGGGGUGGAGUGUUUAUUCUACCGACUGAAGCAUCUUUCCCCUAUGGCAAGUGUUUUUCAACUGAGAGGCCUGUGUUGAAAGCAGAAAGUAGCUAAUUGCAAGGAAGGUUCACUUCCGCUAUUGUUACCUCUUAGCACUGAUAGGCUAAGUGGAAAGCAUUUCAAAGGAGGAAGAUAAUUGGGUGGAAGGAAGAAUUAAAUGGAAUAUGGUGGUGGGAGGGUGUGGCUGGCUGAACAGAAACAUAGACCACACUGCAACAUUUUGUUGCAGAUCCCACUUAUACUAACCUAUGUUGCAAUAAGAUUUAUAACAAGAUAAUUUCUAUGAUGUUCUUUGAACCGUAAAGCUAUCUAAAAUUUACAGACAUUAGCAUUUAUAUUUUAAAUGCUAACUACAGUGGUACCUCAGGUUAAGUACUUAAUUCGUUCCGGAGGUCCGUACUUAACCUGAAAUUGUUCUUAACCUGAAGCACCACUUUAGCUAAUGGGGCCUCCUGCUGCUGUCAUGCCGCCGGAGCAUGAUUCCUGUUCUCAUCCUGAAGCAAAUUUCUUAACCUGAAGCACUAUUGCUGGGUUAGCGGUGUCUGUAACCUGAAGCGUAUGUAACCUUAAGCGUAUGUAACCCAAGGUACCACUGUAAUAUAAGUCAUUGUAAUUUAAAUAGUUUGUAAUAUUAUUAGUGUUAUAUUUUUGCCUUUUAACUUUUUUUUUUUUUUUUUUACUUUUCUCUGUGAUUUAUCUGUAGAUCACCCAUAUUUUAUUGGUGUCCAGUUCCACCCAGAGUUUUCCUCAAGGCCUAUGAAGCCAUCGCCUGCCUACCUUGGCCUUUUGCUUGCUGCAACAGGGUCUCUCAGUGCCUACUUGCAACGUGGAUGUAAAUUGUCUCCUAGGUAACUUUGGUUUUUUUGUUUUGUGUGAUUGCUGCUUCAUAAAAAGCCUUCAUGAUUGAUGUGCAAUUCCAGAAAAGCAAAGUUACUUUUGAAGUGUUUAUUAUUAGUUAUUAUGUGUACUAGAAAAAUUCUGAAUAAUGAUUAGUUUUAAAAGGUCAUUUGAUGAGUUGAUAUAUUGCUUUUUCUAUGGGAGCCAAAUAAACGUAGAGGUUGAGAAACCCACCCCUAAAUCCCAGGCAAUUAAUUAAGUCAUGAUUGUCUGCAGGGAACAAAAGCUGAUUAUCAUAAAAGAUUUCUGGAUUUCUAACUUCCCUUUUUUAUUUAUGGAUGUUUCACAGGAAACAAUUACUUGGAUUCAAAGGUCUCACUGAAUAAGUAAAAUAUACUUCCCUGGAGAUUGGGAGAGGGGGUGUCACUGACCAAAUACAGAGGAAGAGGGACCCUCUAGAGCAGACCUUUCCAAACAUUUCCUGUUGGUCACACACUUUUUAAACAUGCAUCAUUUUGCGACACAGUAAUUCAGUUUUACUAGCAAACCAGAGGUUAAACUAACCCCUUUCCAGCCCCGGGAGGAGCACAAUGUGUGUUCACACAACACACCCACAGACUGCAGCCGACACACUAAUGUAUCGCGGCACACAGUUUGGAUAGCUGUGCCCUGGAGUGAGGGUUUGGGGCUGCAGACAGUAGGAGGAGAAGAUUGGCAAUACCCCCACCCCAUAUGAGAGCAAGUACCAUCUUUUCAUACAAGAUCCUUAGAUUAUUAGGAUUAUUUAUAAUUUACACCCUUAACUGAAAUAAUAACAAUUUGUAACAACUUAUAAUCAUGUUCGGGACACGGGUGGCGCUGUGGGUUAACCACAGAGCCUAGGACUUGCUGAUCAGAAGGUCAGCAUUUCAAAUCCCCGUGACGGGGUGAGCUCCCGUUUCUCAGUCCCUGCUCCUGCCAACCUAGCAGUUCGAAAGCAUGUCAAAGUGCAAGUAGAUAAAUAGGUACCGCUGUGGCGGGAAGGUUAACAACAUUUCCGUGCGCUGCUCUGGUUCUCCAGAAGCGGCUUAGUCAUGCUGGCCACAUGACCCAGAAGCUGUACGCCGGCUCCCUUGGCCAAUAAAGCAAGACCCCAGAGUCACGACUGGACCUAAUGGUCAGGGGUCCCUUUUUAUAAUCAUGUUCAGUCUAGAGCCAUCUCUAAACAAUACUGUGUUUUGUAUUAUUAAUUUGUAACAGCGAUUGUAAAUUGUAACAGACUUCCAAAAUGCCAUGCUUUUCAUUUUCAUACAGAAAUUGGUUGCUUUCAGCUGAUAAUGUUAUAUCUGUACCGAGAUAUGAAAGAAGAGAAAUGGCUUUUGUAUAAUAAGAGAUAAAAUAUAUGUUCUUGAAUUAAUUCUUGAAAUUACAUAUUAACCGUGCUAUUAACUUCUAAGUAAGUGUGUUUAGGAUUGCAGCCUAAAAUACCUCGACAUGCUUUUUUCACGUGCCCCACCCCCUUCUCCUCCCUUUCCAAAGCAGGAAGAGACAAACCAAAGUAUUGGCUCAGUGUUAUGUACAGAACAGUUCUUGUGGCUUGUUUCUCUCUGGGCACACUGCAAGAAGAAGCCAAGACCAAAUGUUUUGUUCUUCUCAUGGUUUGUUUUCUCCCAGGUUUGGAAAGGGUGUGCAACCGUAGCUUAACUUGGUAUGUUGUGUGAACCAGGUCAUCGUAUUUUAAUAUCUUUUUAAUUUUUUGUGCAAUAUGCAAAACUGUUUCAUAAUACCAUGUUCUAUUCCAUGCUUCCUUGGGUACAUUCAGAAGAAAGUAAGUACAGCAGCAGUAAGUACAAGAUCUACCGGUAUGUCUCUGACCAUGUUGUUACUAGUGCUUUAAAAUCAGUGACUAGCAAAACACCCCUCAUUACAACAGAAGCUAGUACCAAUCGCUCCUCUCAAAUGGAGUCCCCAUCAGCAGGCACUCUGCUUCCCAGGGUCAGGGGCAAGCUGAAUCUCAACUGAAUCCUUGAGAACAGUGCUGUGUCCCCCAACCUCCCAAAAGAACUGCAUGGCUGCUAUUCUUGUCUUGACUAUCAUAAAAGCAAACUGCUGCUUUCAAGGACACCUUUCAGCUGAAACUUAAACCUUCUCCUAUCCUUGACAUGGGAUGUGGGUGGCGCUGUGGGUUAAACCACAGAGCCUAGGACUUGCUGAUCAGAAGAUUGGCGGUUCGAAUCCCCACGAGGGGGUGAGCUCCUGUUGCUCCGUCCCUGCUCCUGCCAACCUAGCAGUUCAAAAGCGCAUCAAAGUGCAAGUAGAUAAAUAGGUACCGCUCUGACGGGAAGGUAAAUGCCGUUUCCGUGCGCUGCUCUGUUUCCCCUGAAGCAGCUUAGUCAUGCUGGCCACAUGACCCAGAAGCUGUAUGCCGGCUCCCUUGGCCAGUAAAGCGAGAUGAGCGCCGCAACCCCAGAGUCGGACCUAAUGGUCAGGGGUCCCUUUACCUUUACCUUAUCCUUGACAUUGCUGAGGAUGGGUUGGGAUGAUAGAGAUGUUACUGAGACUGGGUGGAAUGGUAGGAGUGUCCCCCCCCCCAUGGUCUCCUCAAUCACUUUUCUUCACUUAGAAAGCGGUCAGAGCACAGAGAAGGUUUGUUGUUGUUUUGUAAUCAGGUGUGGAGGGAGCUGAUAACCAUGGGGUGCCUGGGUGCCCAACAACACAGGGCUGGAGAAUCCAGCCCAAAUAAGAGCUUGUUGAACAAUUCACUUCCUCGCGGUUACAGAAAUCUUGGUGAUCCCUAUGUAUCAAAGCAAUAGAAGUUCUUGUUCAGAAAUGGAGAGUCAAUGGAUUCAUUCAGUCACCCGUAUACAACCAGAAGACAGUUGAGUAAUGGUUUCUGAAUGCACCCCCAAAGCAUCACCAGCAGUCAUGGGCAGUUGCAACUCUGCCAUCAGAUGGAAAUCAAUACCAAAUGCUGUACUUAGGCUGUUAAUGCUUACCAGAACAGCUGCUUAAACCAAACAAGGGUUGCAAGUAGCACCCAUGAAAUACAAUAGUUUAUAAGAGGGACCAUAAUAUUUUACUCUGCCAUUCUACUGACAUAAGAAGAUUGACUCAGUUUUGAAAGUUAGAAAUAUGGCUUGAAUAAUAACAGAUUUUCCUUAAACAAAUGUUUGCAUCUAGUGACAUUCAAGGAUGUUUUACAAACUAUGUAGCAUAUGAAACCUGAAAGAGACUACUGCCCUUCAAAAAAAUAUUAAAUAUGUAAUCAUUUUCCUAAUUUGGAACUCCUGGCUAAAAUAAGGGUGGAUUCAGAUGACCACACUGUUUAUGGGUGUUGCAUGUUGAUUGUGACUGAUACACAAUUGCUGAACCAUGUCAAGUAUUUAUCACCCGGUGACUCAUCACAAAAUAGAUUUCUCAUCUGCUUAGCGCAGCUAAGAUGCUAUCAGCAGGAAGAAAGCUGUCAUAUGUUGAGAUUACUACUUUGUUAAUCAUCCUGAGGGAAUGAGCAGCCAAAGUUAAACAGUUUUUAAGGUUUACUGAUUUCCAUAAGGAAGAGCAUUUAAUAUGUGUUUAAUUCUUCCACUGAAACUAAUGGGAUUUGAAAAUGCUUUAUAUUGAUUGCUAUUGUACUAAUAGAGAUUAAUAGUUGAAGGGGAAGAAAUACGAUUCUUAUUCAUUCUCAGGACAGCCACAGGCAGGAUUCCCACAUUGCAGGGGGUUGGACUAGAUGACCAUUGGGUGCCCUUCCUAGUGUACAAUACUAUGAUUCUGAGAUUCAUUCAUUCAUUUCUGUUCAGUGACAGCUAUGGUGACCUUAGUGAUGACAGUUUUCCAGAAAAAGAAUAUCCCGAAUCAGAAAGAGGCUGAACACCGAAGAGGAAGAGCAUGGAAGAAACAGGUAAACUAGAUCCAUAGAGGGAGAUCCCCCCCCCCAAAGAAAACCAAAUACCAGCUUUAGAGGUGACAACAUUUUCUUCCCAUUUGCUUCAAGGUAAAAUGGUUCAGUUGUUUAUUUAUGGGCUUGCUUAUAGAGAUAUUAAUUGCACAUGUAGAAAAAGUUGUUGCAUAGUAGUAACUCUUUUUCUUCUUUCUUUCUUUCUUUCUUUCUUUCUUUCUUUCUUUCCAGUAUAAAAAAAAGAAGUGGAAGAAAAGGCAUAAUUGAAAAGAUCAUUCCAAGCAGGGGGAAACCUAUUACAUUUUAAAACCACCAGAGAAGACUAACAUCACACAGCUGCUUUCCAUAUAUCUUGUGAAGAUCCCCUUGUGUUCCAGACAAUGCUUCUGCUGACCCAGAGAAAAAAAGCAAUUCCAUUUAAGCAUUAUAGCUCUUUUAAAAUUGCAUAAAGGACUGUCUCACUCUGUCUCAUGUUUUCAGGUAAAUGUUAGCUUUGUGCUAAUUUUUGAUGACUGGAAGGUAUGGGAAUAUUUUGAAUACAUUUCUAAACCAUUUGAAAUUUCAGAAGCCCUUAAUAGCAUUGCUUAUCAAAUUAAAAAAUGAAACUGUCCAAUAUACAUAAAUAUGAUCAGUACAGAUUUGUUUUACGUCUGUUUCCUUCAUAUUGUUAUUCGAUUGACAGAUGCCUCUGAUGCAUUAUAACCCUGUCUAAUUUCUCAAGUGAUGCUGAUUUAUUUCUAUAUAGAAAUAAAAUCUUGGUCUCCACCAUUGUACAUGAUGAUUGUCCUUCGACAAAAGUAAUGUAGAAAGUAUUUGCUGCACAGUACCAAUCUAAUAAAUAAUAGAGCAGAAGCUUGUGAUGCUACAGAUACAUAAAAUCUGACUACAUUAAUGAAAAAUAAUUGGGUUCAUCAUACAUUUAACAUAACAGAUUGGGGAGUAAUAGUUGGAGACAAGCCCAUAUCUUAGUUUCUAUAUCUGUGGCAUACACAUGUUAGGGAGUUGGUUGUGAACAUUUAAUCCUAAUUCCUUGUUUUGGUCUCCCAGCAGAGACUAGUUUGUGCCAUGUGAUCUCAUCUGUUUGGGGAUGCUCUAAUUUGUGGAAUAUUCAAACAGCUACUAGGGACACGGGGACAGUUUCUCUUUGGGCCCCAGAGAGGUUCGGAGACUGGUAACUUCCAGAUACAUUUAUUUUAGUUAGAACCCUUUUCAGCAUGUCUGCUGCAGUAGAGUAGCAGUGUCACUAUUGCAGCAGCAAAGGAUUGCUUUUUGCACUGCUUCUUUUGAGAGCCCUUUUGAGGUGAGUGGAGCUAUGUCCAGACACGAGCUAGCUUGAUGGCAUGCCUAUUAUUAUUAUUCUUAGAGGAAGAAAGGGAAUAAGAAGCUGUGUGUUUUAAUAUUCUAUGUCACUACGGGAAAGUGCCCUGUUAUUCAAGUGCUGUAUGUUUUUAAAGCGAUUUCCCCUCCAAAUAAAAUUCUGUACUUUAAGAUGAUAUUUUACCAACUGCAUUAGAAAACCAUUAGUUUCCUAAUGUUCAGGCCAGUGUAACAUGUGAAGAGAAAACUGGGAAAAGUAACUUUGUUCUUGUAUUUUUUUAAUGCAUAGAUAAAUGCUUUGGAAAAUUUUAUGAGAGUUGAUGCUGCUAGAUGACUGAGUCUCGGUUAUCAUACAUUGAUCGUUGCCAUCUAAAGCAUGUUAGAUUUUCUUAAAGAUUUCCUGUAAGUUUAAAUUGAAUUUUGAAAUGUAUUAAAAUGUUAAAUGAAGAUAUGUCUGUUAUUUUAUAUUGCACUCACACAAUAGAGCAUGAAACUCUUAAUUUCAGGGUUGUGGGUUUGAGCCCAAGUCCUUCAUGGCAGGGAUUGGGCUAGUUUACGCUUCAAACUUUACAGUUCUGUUAUUCUAUUGGCCUAGUGAAUUUGGCUAAAAGUUUCAUUGGAUUUUAAAAAGAAAGUAUAGCUCACAUGCCCUCUUUCCUUCUGCUGGAUAGAUUAUGGCAAAUAGCAUUUUCUGACGAUUCAGCUGUGGGCUACAAAAUAAGCAGGGUUAGGGUGCACACUCUUGUCAUGUUUUUAUAAUUCACACUUCAUACAUGAGGACUAAAAACUGACUAUAUAAGACAAAAUGUAGUGGCCUAAACAUACAGAUGGCAUCCAGGUUUACAUUUUGUUUUCAUCUAACCCAGAUGAGGCAGUGGGCAUUCUGAACCAGUUCUUGGGUUUGCUAAGGAGCUUAUUGAAGCGAAUAAACAGACCCAUUCCAGGCAAAACAAAGUUGCUGUCAUUGGAUGGUGCUUCUGUCCAUUUGGGGGUUUGUUUAAUCUGCAUUGGAUAGAGUUGUACUCGCCCUAAAGGGAAGGCUUGUUAUUUGCAGGUGCUUUUAGAUCCAGCACUGUCACUUGAGGCUCAGUAGCAAGCAGUGCCUUUUAGCAGCUUCACCUGAUCCAUCAGCUAUGACCCUACCUGUACAGAUAGUCUCAUGGCAGUUACCUGUACUCUGUUAAUCCCCCAGUUGGAUUACUACAAUGUAUUAGAUGUAAGCCUGCUUUGAAAACAGUUGAUCCCAAACAAGGUAGCCAGCUUAAUUGGUGAGGCCUGGUAAAUAAUCAUUUACCAGUCCUUUCGGAUCAACUGUUUUCAAAGCAGGCUUACAUCUAAUCACAUUACAACAGGGGCUCAUAAUCUGCACUAGUUUCCUGUCCAUUUCUGGGCCCAGUUCAGUAUGUAGGUUUUGACCUUUUGAAGAUCUAAACAGCAUGGGGCCAGGUUACCUGAAGGAUUGCUUUCCCCAUAUAUAAUGACCCAGACCCUGAGAUCUUUGGCUCUCCUCCAGGUCCCCCCCACCUAGUGAAGUAUGAUGAGUGGCUACUAAGGAGAUGACCUUUUCGGUGGUCGCACCUCUGUUCCCAGAAACUCACCUAUUUUAGGUGGGAUGCUUUAUGCCAAUUUUAAUUGGGUUUCUGCAUCAUCAUCAUUAUCAUCAUGAUUAGGGUUUUUAAUUGUAAAUUGUAUUUUUCUUUUAAUGUCUGUGUAAACUACCCAAAGAAUUUGCUUGGAUGUGCUGUACAAAAACAUAAUAAAUACAUUAAAUAAAAAUAAAUAUUUUUGGACCUACCAUAACCAGUCUCCAAGGACAGGUACAAUCAUGUCCAUGCUGAUAUUUACCUCACUUCUGUACUAAUGGGAAGAUGUACAAAUGAAGCAUAUAGAUUUUGAAUAGGACCAGGAGUUUUUUGAAAUGGAGACAGCUAAUUACGAUCACAUAAUUUGAAUAAACCAGGUAUUAACUUUUUAUCUGUAAUUAUUUACUAUGUAAAAAUAAUUUAUUAUGAGAAAAAUGUGCUGCAAAAUAAAAGUGUUGAUAAGGUCUUCUAAGUUAGUUAUGGCCACAUGACCUGGAAAAGCUGUCUAUGGACAAACGCCUGCUUCCUCGGCCUGAAAGCGGAGAUGAAUUCCGCACCCCAGUUAAAUUUGACUGAACUUAACCAUCCAGGGGUCCUUUACCUUUACCUUUCACCUAGGUUAAAAAAUAAAGAAAAAGCAAAACCAUUAUUUAGUCAACUAUUGACGAGGCCUUAGAUGUUGAAUCUAAAUUAGUUUCUAAGAAAAUCAGGGUAUGAUCCUCAGAUCCUUGGUAUGUCACCAAUUUUAGGAGCAUGGGAAACUGCCUUAUAUUGAGUCCGACUAUUAGUCUAUUUAACCAGCAUGCACUGACUGGCAGUGGCUGUCCAGGGUUUCAGAGGGACUGUGACAGAAUGAGUCUUGCUGCCAUUAAAGCACAGUGGAGCAACAGAGAAGCCGCCCUGAUUGUGCUGCCUUAGUAUUCUGUUGUGGCCCUUUGGCCAUGAUCAGACCAGAAGGAGCGCAGCUAAAAAGACUAAUAAAUAUUGCGGAAGUUGUUGAGGAUUUUGGCUAAUCUUUGCAUGCAGUAAAUAUUUGACUCCUAAACACUGGCUAUAGAAAGUAGGCAAACAGGUUUUCUAGUUACACCUACAGGUUUUUCAAUUGCCUCUGACCGCCGUCCUUAACUUUCCAUGAAAUAAAUGACAAAAAUCUCAACAGCUCUUUUAUAAUCAUCCCUUGGGAUUAUUUUCUUUUAGAAAUUGUUGUUGAUCUCUCAGGGCAGUAUUUAAAUAAAUUUUGCUCGGAGUAUAUUUUUACGAUCCACCUUAUUUCCAUGAUUGUAAGUAGCUGUAAACUGUUUUUAAUAUUGUGUUUUAAUUGUUAGUAACCUGCCCUGGAACCUUAGUGUGAAGGGCUGGUAAUAAAUUGUGAUAAUAAUGGACUCUCUGAAAUGAAUGGAC